Messenger RNA from Coregonus sp. 'balchen', 49294 nucleotides. The record is from the annotation of a GenBank genome assembly. NCBI's taxonomy places the organism in Eukaryota, Metazoa, Chordata, Actinopteri, Salmoniformes, Salmonidae.
AUGCCUAAUCUUGCAAAGCCUCAGACGAGGCAUGGAAAAGUGCCCCCCUCUGACAGCCCUUCUUCGGCCUCGGCAGAUGCUAGCUCGGAAGAAGCACCAGCAUGGUUCAGAAUGGAGAUGGACAAGGGUAUAACAAAAAUUCAAGAGGCACUUUCUGAACGCCUCAUCAAAAUUGAUAUGCUGGUCGAUAAACUCCACGAAGACCAGAAUGUCACAAAGGGACGAGUGACAAAGUUAGAAAAAGACCAUGCUGACCACCAGGCUGCCAUCCUGGACGUCCCCGAGGACGUGGAUCAAAAGUACAAGAAGUUGGAAGACACCAUCUCUAAACUCGAGGAGAAAUUUGAUUGUUAUGAACAUUUCCAGAAGCGCUCGAAUUUGAGAUUAAGGUUUCCCGGAGGAAGAGACGCCAUCUCCUGUCUAAAGGAAUGGAUUCCCAAAAUUCUGGAUCUACCCCCCUUUCUGCGCACCCAUUGGAAAUCAAGAGGGCCCAUCACACGCUACGGAGGCGGCUGCCUGGCCAGGUUGCACCCAGGGCAUUUGUCAUUACAUUUUUACAGUAUUGUGUCCGCAUCCUCUCUGCUGCCUGAGCAAAAGGAGAGCUCAAGUACGAAGAUGCCAGAAUCCGGAUCUUCCUCCCAUACUACACGAGGAGGAUGGCUUUCUCCCCACUGAAGAGGCUUCUGCGGCAGGCUGGCUUGGCAUACGGCCUGCGCUACCUGUCGACUUUGUGGAUCGAAACCAAGAAUGGUGAGCGCACAUUUGACUCUGUGAAGACAGCUGAAACAUACAUGAGGAAAGAACUCCCCAACUUGUUCGCCUACUACAUCAUGAGGAACUGUAUUUUGAACUUAGAUACUGUGGAUAGUGAACUGUUAGAACAUGAGGAUACAACGAAAUGACUCGUAGGAUCGACUGGCUGGCACGGCUGGCUGGCUAGAUGGCCAUAGCUAUUGUUGGCUGCGCUAUUUAGCCAGCUCGCUAAGUUUACAAGGGUGUGACUAUAGCUAUAGCCACACUAUGCCAGGUAGUUACAUUUAUUUUCGGAGUAUAUAUUUAUUUUACGCAUAGAGAUCCAGUCGGGUUUGGUUAAAUAGUUAUGUGGCUUUAGACUGGAUUUCAAGCCUAACUGUUGUUUAUAUUACUUCAGGGAAUUUAUUUGCUAUUACUUUUUCUGGCUUGUUUAUUGUUAGAUGUAUGCUAGCGUUAGUGAUACCGAGGCAGGGAUAAGCUACACACUGGCUGGCCGCCUAAUUGCCAGCUAGCUGAUAGCUUUACAGUUGUGUGUGUGUAUAUAUACAGUUGAAGUCGGAAGUUUACAUACACUUAGGUUGGAGUCAUUAAAACUAGUUUUUCAACCACUCCACAAAUUUCUUGUUAACAAACUAUAGUUUGGUAAGUCGGUUAGGACUUCUACUUUGUGCAGGACACAAGUAAUUUUUCCAACAAUUGUUUACAGACAGAUUAUUUUACUUAUAAUUCACUGUAUCACAAUUCCAGUUGGUCAGAAGUUUACAUACACUAAGUUGACUGUGCCUUUAAACAGCUUGGAAAAUUCCAGAAAAUUAUGUGAUGGCUUUAGAAGCUUCUGAUAGGCUAAUUGACACCAUUUGAGUCAAUUGGAGGUGUACCUGUGGAUGUAUUUCAAGGCCUACCUUCAAACUCAGUGCCUCUUUGCUUGACAUCAUGGGAAAAUCAAAAGAAAUCGUCCAAAUUGUAGACCUCCACAAGUCUGGUUCAUCCUUGGGAGCAAUUUCCAAACGCCUGAAGGUACCACGUUCAUCUGUACAAACAAUAGUACGCAAGUAUGUACACCAUGGGACCACGCAGCCGUCAUACUGCUCAGGAAGGAGACGCGUUCUGUCUGCUAGAGAUUAACGUACUUGGGUGCGAAAAGUGCAAAUCAAUCCCAGAACAACAGCAAAGGACCUUGUGAAGAUGCUGGAGGAAACGGGUACAAAAGUAACUAUGUCCACAGUAAAACGAGUCCUAUAUCGACAUAACCUGAAAGGCCGCUCAGCAAGAAAGCCACUGCUCUAAAACGGCCAUAAAAAAGGCAGACUACGGUUUGCAACUGCACAUGGGGACAAAGAUCGUACUUUUUGGAGAAAUGUCCUCUGGUCUGAAGAAACAAAAAUAGAACUGUUUGGCCAUAAUGACCAUCGUUAUAUUUGGAGGAAAAAGGGGAAUGCUUGCAAGCCGAAGAACACCAUCCCAACCGUGAAGCACGGGGUGGCAGCAUCAUGCUGUGGGGGUGCUUUGCUGCAGGAGGGGCUGGUGCACUUCACAAAAUAGAUGGCAUCAGUCAAGACAUCAGUCAGGAAGUUAAAGCUUGGUCGCAAAUGGGUCUUCCAAAUGGACAAUGACCCCAAGCAUACUUCCAAAGUUGUGGCAAAAUGGCUUAAGGACAACAAAGUCAAGGUAUUGGAGUGGCCAUCACAAAGCCCUGACCUCAAUCCUAUAGAAAAUGUGUGGGCAGAACUGAAAAAGCGUGUGCGAGCAAGGAGGCCUACAAACCUGACUCAGCUACACCAGCUCUGUCAGGAGGAAUGGGCCAACAUUCACCCAACUUAUUGUGGGAAGCUUGUGGAAGGCUACCCGAAAUGCUACCAAAUACUAAUUGAGUGUAUGUAAACUUCUGACUCACUGGGAAUGUGAUGACGAAAUAAAAGCAGAAAUAAAUCAUUCUCUCUACUAUUUAUUCUGACAUUUCACAUUCUUAAACUAAAGUGGUGAUCCUAACUGACCUAAAACAGGGCAUUUCUACUAGGACUAAAUGUCAGGAAUUGUGAAAAACUUAGUGUAAAUGUAUUUGGCUAAGGUGUAUGUGAAUUUCUGACUUCAACUGUGUGUAUAUAUAUAUAUAUAUAUAUGUGUGUAUUUAUAUAUGUGUAUAUAGUGUGUGUGUGUAUAUAUGUGUAUAUAGUGUGUGUGUGUGUGUGUGUGUGUGUAUAUAUAUGUAUGUGUAUAUAUUGUGUGUGUGUACUGUACCAGUCAAAAGUUUGGACACCUACUAAUUCAAGGGUUUUUAUUUAUUUGUACUAUAUUCUACAUUGUAGAAUAAUAGUGAAGACAUCAAAACUAUGAAAUAACACAUGGACUCAUGUAGUAACCAAAAAAGUGUUAAACAAAUCAAAAUAUAUUUGAGAUUCUUCAAAUAGCCACCCUUUGCCUUGACGACAGCUUUGCACACUCUUGGCAUAACUAUACAUUUGUGACACUUAACGUUAGGGGUACUAAAUGCCCAGUCAAGCGCAAACGCAUUCUGAAUUAUCUAAAGCAGCAUAAGGUUGAUAUAGCUCUUCUUCAGGAGACACACCUGACUGACUCUGAGCAUUAUAAACUGAAGAGCGAGUAGGUGGGUCAAGUGUACUUAUUCAUCUUUCACCUCUCGGGCAAGAGGGGUGGCCAUUCUCAUUAAUAAGCAUUGCCCCUUUCCGCUACAAUCUCAGAUUUAAAGACAAAGGGGAUAGGUUUGUGAUCAUUUAAGGUUUCAUUAACACUGAGCCCAUUACCAUUGUGAAUGUGUAUGGGCCUAACCAUUUUACCAAGACAUCAUUUUGAAGUUAAUGUGCAUCAAAUAUAAUAAUGGCAGGGGAUUUUAACUUGUUACUGGACCCUUCCAGUGAUAGACCUUCCUCAUUGUACUGGCGCCAACGAAGAUGGCGGCCUCGCGACUAGCUCUUUGCAGUAUUUUGUUUUUUUAUGUAUUAUUUUUUACAUUAUUAGCUCAGAAAGUGUUUUGUAUCAUUACAUACAGCCGGGGAAAACUAUUGGAUAUCAGAGCGGGAUAACUCACCAGCAUUACGACCAGGAAUACGACUUUCCCGAAGCAGAUCCGUUGUUUGCUCUCCCCAGGGCAAUUUAACUGAAUCCAGCGGCUGACCCAAAACAUCGCCGGCGGAGGAGAGGCACUCGGAGCAGCCUGCUGGUUCGACUUAGGACUUAGGAAGCGCCGGAAGAAGAUGGCUGCCGUUUUACAGCCCUCUAACCAAUUGUACUAUUAUGUGUGUUUUUCCGCGUUAUUUGUAAUUUAUUUUGUACAUAAUGUUUAUGCCAUCGUCUCUUAUAACCAAAGAGAGCUUCUGGAUAUCAGGACAGCGAUUACUCACCUCGCGUUGGACGAACACUUUUUCUUCAACGAGGCGUUCGCGAAGGAUAUUCUACAGACUCCGGACAAGGCCCAGAUCCCCGUCAUUCGCGUGAGGAAGAGACGGAGAUAUCGUGGACGUAGGUCGGGGUGCCUUGUAAGGAUCCGACGGCGAACGAGUAAACUGCCUCUCCCAUCAAUCCUAUUAGCCAACGUUCAAGCUUUGGAGAAUAAAAUGGACGAUUUAAGAUUACGGUUAUCCUACCAACGGGACAUUAAAAACUGUAAUAUCUUAUGUUUCACGGAGUCGUGGCUGAAUGACAACAAUGACAACAUUCAGCUAGCAGGCUAUACGCUACAUCGGCAGGACAGAACGGCAGACUCGGGUAAGACGAGGGGUGGCGGUCUCUGUAUUUUUGUAAACAACAGCUGGUGCACAAAAUCAAAUACUAAGGAAGUCUCGGUUUUGCUCGCCUGAGGUAGAGUAUCUUAUGAUAAGCUGUAGACCACACUAUUUACCAAGAGAGUUUUAAUCUAUACUUUUCAUAGCUGUCUAUUUACCACCACAAACCAAUGCUGGCAUUAAGAUUGCACUGAAUGAGUUGUACAAGGCCAUUAAUCAACAGGAAAACGCUCAUCCAGAUGCAGCGCUCCUAGUAGCAGGGGACUUUAAUGCAGGGAAACUUAAAUCCGUUCUACCUCAUUUCUACCAGCAUGUUAAAUGUGCAACCAGAGGGGAAAAAACUCUAGACCACCUUUACUCCACACACAGAGACGCAUACAAAGCUCUCCCUCGCCCUCCAUUUGGCAAAUCUGACCAUAACUCUAUCCUCCUGAUUCCUGCUUAUAAGCAAAAACUGAAGCAGGAAGCACCAGUGAUUCGGCUAAUAAAAAAGUGGUCAGAUGACGCAGAUGCUAAGCUACAGGACUGUUUUGCUAGCACAGACUGGAACAUGUUCCGGGAUUCUUCAGACAGCAUUGAGGAGUACACCACAUCAGUCACUGGCUUCAUCAAUAAGUGCAUCGAUGAUGUCGUCCCCACAGUGACCGUACGUACAUACCCCAACCAGAAGCCAUGGAUUACAGGAAACAUCCGCACUGAGCUAAAGGGUAGAGCUGCCGCUUUCAAGGAACGGGACUCUAACCUGGACGCUUAUAAGAAAUCCCGCUAUGACCUCUGACGAACCAUCAAACAGGCAAAGAGUCAAUACAGGUCUAAGAUUGAAUCAUACUACACUGGCUCUGACGCUCGUCGGAUGUGGCAGGGCUUGAAAACUAUUACAGACUACAAAGGGAAGCACAGCCGCGAGCUGCCCAGUGACACAAGCCUACCAGACGAGCUAAACCACUUCUAUGCUCGCUUCGAGGCAAGCAACACUGAAGCAUGCAUGAGAGCACCAGCUGUUCCGGAUGACUAUGUGAUCACGCUCUCCGUAGCCGAUGUGAGUAAGACUUUUAAGCAGGUCAACAUUCACAAGGCCGCAGGGCCAGACGGAUUACCAGGACGUGUACUCCGAGCAUGUGCUGACCAACUGGCAAGUGUCUUCACUGACAUUUUCAACAUGUCCCUGACUGAGUCUGUAAUACCAACAUGUUUCAAGCAGACCACCAUAGUCCCCGUGCCCAAGAACUCUAAGAUAACCUGCCUAAAUGACUACCGACCCGUGGCACUGACGUCUGUAGCCAUGAAGUGCUUUGAAAGACUGGUCAUGGCUCACAUCAACAGCAUAAUCCCAGAAACCCUAGACCCACUCCAAUUUGCAUACCGCCCCAACAGAUCCACAGAUGAUGCAAUCUCUAUCGCACUCCACACUGCCCUUUCCCACCUGGACAAGAGGAACACCUACGUGAGAAUGCUAUUCAUUGACUACAGCUCAGCAUUCAACACCAUAGUGCCCUCAGCUCAUCACUAAGCUAAGGAUCCUGGGACUAAACACCUCCCUCUGCAACUGGAUCCUGGACUUCCUGACGGGCCGCCCCCAGGUGGUAAGGGUAGGUAACAACACAUCUGCCACACUGAUCCUCAACACGGGGGCCCCUCAGGGGUGCGUGCUCAGUCCCCUCCUGUACUCUCUGUUCACCCAUGACUGCAUGGCCAGGCACGACUCCAACACCAUCAUUAAGUUUGCCGACGACACAACAGUGGUAGGCCUGAUCACCGACAACAAUGAGACAGCCUAUAGGGAGGAGGUCAGAGAUCUGGCCGUGUGGUGCCAGGACAACAACCUCUCCCUCAACGUGACCAAGACAAAGGAGAUGAUUGUGGACUACAGGAAAAAAAAGAGGACUGAGCACGCCCCCAUUCUCAUCGACGGGGCUGUAGUGGAACAGGUUGAGAGCUUCAAGUUCCUUGGUGUCCACAUCACCAACGAACUAUCAUGGUCCAAACACACCAAGACAGUCGUGAAGAGGGCACGACAAAGCCUAUUCCCCCUCAGGAGACUAAAAAGAUUUGGCAUGGGUCCUCAGAUCCUCAAAAAAUUCUACAGCUGCACCAUCGAGAGCAUCCUGACUGGUUGCAUCACCGCCUGGUAUGGCAACUGCUUGGCCUCUGACCGCAAGGCACUACAGAGGGUAGUGCGUACGGCCCAGUACAUCACUGGGGCAAAGCUCCCUGCCAUCCAGGACCUCUAUACCAGGCGGUGUCAGAGGAAGGCCCUCAAAAUUGUCAAAGACUCCAGCCACCCUAGUCAUAGACUGUUCUCUCUGCUACCGCACGGCAAGCGGUACCGGAGUGCCAAGUCUAGGUCCAAAAGACUUCUCAACAGCUUCUACCCCCAAGCCAUAAGACUCCUGAACAGCUAAUCAUGGCUACCCGGACUAUUUGCACUGCCCCCCCACCCCAUCCUUUUUACGCUGCUGCUACUCUGUUAAGUAUUUAUGCAUAGUCACUUUAACUCUACCCACAUGUACAUAUUACCUCAACUAGCCGGUGCCCCCGCACACUGACUAUGCAACGGUACCCCCCUGUAUAUAUAGCCUCCCUACUGUCACUUUAUUCUAUUGUAUAUAUAGCCUCCCUACUGUCACUUUAUUUUUUACUUCUGCUCUUUUUUUCUCAACACUUUUUUGUUGUUGUUUUAUUCUUACUUUUUUGUUUAAAAUAAAUGCACUGUUGGUUAAGGGCUGUAAGUAAGCAUUUCACUGUAAUGUCUGCACCUGUUGUAUUCGGCGCAUGUGACCAAUAAAAUUUGAUUUGAUUUGAUUCCAAGUAUACUACUUGCUAAUGUUCAGUCUUUGGUUAACAAGAUCGACUAACUCCGGGCAAGGAUUUCUUUCCAGAGAGACAUCAAGGCCUGUAACAUACUUUGUUUCACGGAAACAUGGCUCUCUUGGGAUAUUCUGUCGAAAUCGGUCCAGCCAGAGGGGUUCUCAGUUCAUCGCGCAGACAGGAAUAAAUAUAUCCGGGAAGCAGAAGGGCGGAGGUGUGUGUUUCAUGAUUAACGACUCAUGGUGUAAUUGUAGUAACAUACAGGAACUCAAGUCAUUUUGUUCACCCGACCUAGAAUAUCUCACAAUCAAAUGCCGACCGUAUUAUCUCCCAAGAUAAUUUUCUUCGGUUAUAGUCACAGCCGUGUAUAUCCCCCCCCUGAAGCCGAUACCAUGACGGCCCUCAAAGAACUUCACUGGACUUUAUGCAAACUGGAAACCACAUAUCCUGAGGCUGCAUUUAUUGUAGCCGGGGAUUUUAACAAAGCAAAUUUGAGGACUAGGCUGCCGAAGUUCUAUCAACAUAUCGACUGUUGUACUCGUGCUGCCAAAACCCUCGACCAUUGCUAUUCGAACUUCCGGGAUGGUUAUUUGGCCCUCCGCCGCCCUCCUUUCUGCAAAUCUGACCACGACUCCAUUUUGCUCCUCCCUUCCUAUAGGCAGAAACUCAAACAGGAAAUACCAAUCGGAGUCCACGCUUCAAGAUUGUUUUGAUCACGCGGACUGGGAUAUGUUCCGGGUAGCUUCCGAAAAUAAUUUCGACGAAUACACUGAAACAGUGACUGAGUUUAUCAGGAAGUGUAUUGGUGAUGUUGUGACUAUUAAAACCUAUCCUAACCAGAAACCGUGGAUAGAUGGCAGCAUUCGUGCCAAUCUGAAAGCGUGAACCACUGCAUUCAACCAUUGCAAGGUGACUGGGAAUAUGGCAGAAUACAAACAGUGUAGCUACUCACUCCGCAAGGCAAUUAAACUGGCAAAACAUCAGUAUAGAGACAAAGUGGAGUCGCAAUUCAACGGCUCAGACACGAGACGUAUGUGGCAGGGUCUACAGAUAAUCACGGACUACAAAAGGAAAACCAGCCACGUCGCCGACACGACGUCUCGCUUCCAGACAAGCUAAACACCUUCUUCGCCCGCUUUGAGGAUAACACAGUGCCACUGACGAGGCCCACUAUCAAGGACUGUGGCCUCUCCUUCUCCGUGGCCGACGUGAUUAAGACAUUUAAGCAUGUUAACCCCCGCAAGGCUGCCGGCCCAGACGGCAUCCCUAGCCACAUCCUCAGAGCAUGCGCAGACCAGCUGGCUGGUGUGUUUAUGGACAUAUUCAAUCUCUCCCUUUCCCAGUCUGCUGUUCCCACAUGCUUCAAGAUGGCCACUAUUGUUCCUGUACCCAAGAAAGCAAAGGUAACUGAGCUAAAUGACUAUCGCCCUAUAGCACUCACCUCUGUCAUCAUGAAGUGCUUUGAGAGUCAAGGAUCAUAUCACCUCUACCUUACCUGUCGCCCUAGACCAACUUCAAUUUGCUUACCUCCCCAAUAGAUCCACAGAUGAAGCAAUUGCCAUCACACUGCACACUGCCCUAUCCCAUCUGGACAAGAGGAAUACCUACAGUGAGGGAAAAAAGUAUUUGAUCCCCUGCUGAUUUUGUACGUUUGCCCACUGACAAAGACAUGAUCAGUCUAUAAUUUUAAUGGUAGGUUUAUUUGAACAGUGAGAGACAGAAUAACAUCAAAAAAAUCCAGAAAAACGCAUGUCAAAAAUGUUAUAAAUUGAUUUGCAUUUUAAUGAGGGAAAUAAGUAUUUGACCCCUCUGCAAAACAUGACUUAGUACUUGGUGGCAAAACCCUUGUUGGCAAUCACAGAAGUCAGACGUUUCUUGUAGUUGGCCACCAGGUUUGCAUACAUCUCAGGAGGGAUUAUGUCCCACUCCUCUUUGCAGAUCUUCUCCAAGUCAUUAAGGUUUCGAGGCUGACGUUUGGCAACUCGAACCUUCAGCUCCCGCCACAGAUUUUCUAUGGGAUUAAGGUCUGGAGACUGGCUAGGUCACUCCAGGACCUUAAUGUGCUUCUUCUUGAGCCACUCCUCUGUAGCCUUGGCCGUGUGUUUUGGGUCAUUGUCAUGCUGGAAUAUCUUUCCACGACCCAUUUUCAAUGCCCUGACUGAGGGAAGGAGGUUCUCACCCUAAAUGUGAUGGUACAUGGCCCCAUCCAUUGUCCCUUUUGAUGCGGUGAAGUUGUCCUGUCCCCUUAGCAGAAAAACACCCCCAAAGCAUAAUGUUUCCACCUCCAUGUUUGACGGUGGGGAUGGUGUUCUUGGGGUCAUAGGCAGCAUUCCUCCUCCUCCAAACACAGCUAGUUGAGUUGAUGCCAAAGAGCUCCAUUUUGGUCUCAUCUGACGACAACAAUUUCACCCAGUUCUCCUCUGAAUCAUUCAGAUGUUCAUUGGCAAACUUCAGACGGGCAUGUAUAUGUGCUUUCUUGAGCAGGGGGACCUUGCGGGCGCUGCAGGAUUUCAGUCCUUCACAGCGUAGUGUGUUACCAAUUGUUUUUUUGGUGACUAUGGUCCCAGCUGCCUUGAGAUCAUUGACAAGAUCCUCCUGUGUAGUUCUGGGCUGAUUCCUCACCGUUCUCAUGAUCAUUGCAACUCCAGGCCGAGGGAGAUUGACAGUUAUUUUGUGUUUCUUCCAUUUGCGAAUAAUCGCACCAACUGUUGUCACCUUCUCACCAAGCUGCUUGGCGAUGGUCUUGUAGCCCAUUCCAGCCUUGUGUAGGUCUACAAUCUUGUCCCUGACAUCCUUGGAGAGCUCUUUGGUCUUGGCCAUGGUGGAAAGUUUGGAAUCUGAUUGAUUGCUUCUGUGGACAGGUGUCUUUUAUACAGGUAACAAGCUGAGAUUAGGAGCACUCCCUUUAAGAGUGUGCUCCUAAUCUCAGCUCGUUACCUGUAUAAAAGACACCUGGGAGCCAGAAAUCUUUCUGAUUGAGAGGGGUCAAAUACUUAUUUCCCUCAUUAAAAUGCAAAUCAAUUUAUAAUAUUUUUGACAUGCGUUUUUUCUGGAUUUUUUUGUUGUUAUUCUGUCUCUCACUGUUCAAAUAAACCUACCAUUAAAAUGAUAGACUGAUCAUUUCUUUGUCAGUGGGCAAACGUACAAAAUCAGCAGGGGAUCAAAUACUUUUUUCCCUCACUGUAUGUAAGAAUGCUGUUCAUUGACUAUAGCUCAGCAUUCAACACCAGUGUACCCUCCAAGCUCAUCAUCAAGCUUAAGGCCCUGGGUCUGAACCCCGCCCUGUGCAACUGGGUCCUGGGCUUCCUGACGGGCCGCCCCCAGGUGGUGAAGGUAGGAAACAACAUCUCCACUUCCCUGAUCCUCAACACUGGGGCCCCACAAGGGUGCGUGCUCAGCCCCCUCCUGUAUUCCCUGUUCACCCAUGACCGCGUGGCCAAGCACGCCUCCAACUCAAUCAUCAAGUUUGCAGACGACAACAGUAGUAGGCUUGAUUACUAACAAUGACGAGACCGCCUACAGGUAGGAGGUAAGGGCUCUGGGAGUGAGGUGCCAGGAAAAUAACCUCUCAUUCAACGUCACCAAAACAAAGGAGAUGAUCGUGGACUUCAGGAAACAGCAGAGGGUGCACCCCCCUAUCCACAUCGACGGGACCGCAGUGGAGGUGGAAAGCUUCAAGUUCCUUGGCGUACACAUCACCGACAAACUGAAAUGGUCCACCCACGCAGACAGUAUGGUGAAGAAGGCACAACAGAGCCUCUUCAACCUCAGGAGGCUGAAGAAAUUCGGCUUGGCACCUAAUACCCUCACAAACUUUUACAGCUGCACAAUUGAGAGCAUCCUGUCGGGCUGUAUCACCACCUGGUACGGCAACUGCACCGCCUGCAACCGCAGGGCUCUCCAGAGGGUGGUGCGGUCUGCCGAACGCAUUAUCGGGGGAAAACUACCCGCCCUCCAAGACACAUACAGCACCCGAUGUCACAGGAAGGCCAAAAAGAUCAUCAAGGACAACCACCCGUGCCACUGCCUGUUCACCCCACUAUCAUCCAGAAGGUGAGGUCAGUACAUGUGCAUCAAAGCUGGGACCGAGAGAAUGAAAAACAGCUUCUAUCUCAAGGCCAUCAGACUAUUAAAUAGCCAUCACUAGCACAUUAGACGCUGCUGCUGCCUAUUGAAAUCACUGGCCACUUUAAGAAAUGGAACACUAGUCGCUUUAAUUAUGUUUACAGUCACUUUAAUAAUGUUUACAUAUCUUGCACUACUCAUCUCAUAUGCAUAUGUCUCCUGAGUGGCGCAGUGGUCUAAGGCUGAGCUAUAGCUAGCUGUGCCACUAGAGAUCCUGGUUCGAAUCCAGGCUCUGUCGCAGCCGGCCGCGACCGGGAGACUCAUGGGCAGCGCACAAUUGGCCUAGCGUUGUCCAGGGUAGGGGAGGGAAUGGCCGGCAGGGAUGUAGCUCAGUUGAUAGAGCAUGGCGUUUGCAACGCCAGGGUUGUGGGUUCAAUUCCCACGGGGGACCAGUAUGAAAAAAAUAUAUGUAUUCACUAACUGUAAGUCGCUCUGGAUAAGAGCGUCUGCUAAAUGACUAAAAUGUAAAUGUAAUGUAUAUACUGCAUUCUAUUCUAUAAUAUUCUACUGUAUCUUAGUCCGUGCCGCUCUGUCAUUGCUUGUCCAUAUAUGAAUAUUUUCUUAAAUUCCAUUCCUUACUAGUUUUUUGUGUAUUAGGUAUAUGUUGUGAAAUUGUUAGAUAUUACUUGUUAGAUAUUACUGCACUGUCGAAGCUGAUUGAUAAUAGGAUCAACCUCACACAGGCAGAUAAAAUGUUAAAAGCAGAAAUGAAAGAUUUUGGAUUUUGGACAAAAGGUUAAAGAAUACUCAUUUUACUCCACUGUCCAUAACAGUUACUCUAGAAUCGACUCUUAUUCCUGCAGGCAAGGGAAGUUUAACUACUGUGUGUAAGUAUAUACCAAGAUGUAUAUCAGAUCAUUCUGCUCUGCUGGCUUCAUUACCAGUCAGUAAAACACAACCACCCUCAAGAAGGUGGAGGUUUGGCACAUACUUACUAAAUAAUCCUACAUUUGUAAAAUUUCUGAAAACUCAUAUCGACAUAUUUCUUAGCACCAAUAACAACUCUGCCUCCCCCCUAAUUUUAUGGGAAGCUCUCCUUGCAUAUCUGAGGAGGCAAAUCAUUUUGUUUAGUUCAGGUGCUCGUAAAAUGUAUAAGGCUCCAAGUAGAUUCUUUGGAGAAAGACAUUUGAGAUCAGGAAAAUUAACAUAGUAUAACAUUUGACUACUCAACUACAAAAAUUUGACUAAAAGCGAUUGGAAUAUAACACCCUGACGACCCACAAAGCAGAAAACGCACUUAGGAGAACAAAACUACUAUGAAGAUGGAGAUGAAGCAGGAAAGUUGCUUGCUUGGCAGAUAAGGAGAGAGAAAGCUAGUAGAGUUAUUAGCUCUAUAAAGCUGCCCAUUAACAGUUGUUCAGGGUCCUGGUCUUUAGGGAGUUUUAUGAAACAUUGUACAAGUCUGAAGGGGAUGCCCCUGCCACAAUGCAUAAGUUUUUGAACAAACUCAAUUUACAAGCUUUAACUGAUGAGGAUAGAGAGUACUUGGAGAAAGAGAUUACAUCUGAGGAAAUUAGGGAAUCCAUUUUCAACACUGCUUGGGGAAAAUCACCAGGGUUAGAUGGAUUCCCUAUUGAAUUCUAUAGUUCCUUUUUACCCAAACUGAUUGAGCCUCUAUGCAAUACAGUGGGGGAAAAAAGUAUUUAGUCAGCCACCAAUUGUGAAAGUUCUCCCACUUAAAAAGAUGAGAGGCCUGUAAUUUUCAUAAUAGGUACACGUCAACUAUGACAGACAAAAUUAUACUUUUUUUUCCAGAAAAUCACAUUGUAUUUUUAAUGAAUUUAUUUGCAAAUUAUGGUGGAAAAUAAGUAUUUGGUCAAUAACAAAAGUUUCUCAAUACUUUGUUAUAUACCCUUUGUUGGCAAUGACACAGGUCAAACGUUUUCUGUAAGUCUUCACAAGGUUUUCACACACUUGCUGGUAUUUUGGCCCAUUCCUCCAUGCAGAUCUCCUCUAGAGCAGUGAUGUUUUGGGGCUGUCGCUGGGCAACACGGACUUUCAACUCCCUCCAAAGAUUUUCUAUGGGAUUGAGAUCUGGAGACUGGCUAGGCCACUCCAGGACCUUGAAAUGCUUCUUACGAAGCCACUCCUUCGUUGCCCGGGCGGUGUGUUUGGGAUCAUUGUCAUGCUGAAAGACCCAGCCACGUUUCAUCUUCAAUGCCCUUGCCGAUGGAAGGAGGUUUUCACUCAAAAUCUCACGAUACAUGGCCCCAUUCAUUCUUUCCUUUACACGGAUCAGUCGUCCUGGUCCCUUUGCAGAAAAACAGCCCCAAAGCAUGAUGUUUCCACCCCCAUGCUUCACAGUAGGUAUGGUGUUCUUUGGAUGCAACUCAGCAUUCUUUGUCCUCCAAACACGACGAGUUGAGUUUUUACCAAAAAGUUAUAUUUUUUUUCUUCUCAUUUUGUCUGUCAUUGUUGACGUGUACCUAUGAUGAAAAUUACAGGCCUCUGUCAUCUUUUUAAGUGGGAGAACUUGCACAAUUGGUGGCUGACUAAAUACUUUUUUUCCCCACUGUAUGUUUAAUUAUGCUAUAGAGACAGAAAAGCUCCCAGACACACUUGAACAAGCACUGAUCACAGUUUUGUUGAAACCUGGGAAAGAUCCUCUGCUUUGUGGGUCGUAUAGACCAAUAUCUUUAUUGAACACUUCAUAUACGAUUCUUGCAAAACUCAUUGCUCUUAGACUAGAUAAGGUUCUCCCUGACUUGGUUGAUAUGGACCAAACAGGCUUAGUAAGAAACCGCUCAUCUCCUGAUAAUAUCAGAAGUUUAUUUAAUAUUAUGCAUUAUGUAGAGAAUGACCAAGAACCUGUAGUGGCGGCUUCAUUAGAUGCGGAAAAAGCUUUUGACCGCAUAGAAUGGAACUACCUGUUUUGAAGUUUUACAGAGGAUGAAUAUGGGUUGCCCUGCUAGUCCUCUCCUUUUUUCUUUGGCUAUAGAGCCACUGGCAGGAGCUUUUAGAUCUUAACCAUCCAUCUAUGGUGUUCGUAUAGGUGGGCGCGAACAUUUGGUCUCGUUAUAUGCUGAUGAAAUGUUGCUUUACCUCACUAAAUCAGAAAUUUCACUCCGAGCAUUAGUUGACCUCCUGAAAGAAUAUGGGACCUUUUCAGGAUUUAAAAUAAACCUAUCGAAGAGUAUAGUCAUGACUUUUAACAGGGCAGCUAUGCAGAAUCCAGUCUUAGACCAGCCGUUUUCUUGGAGACCUCAGAAAAUGACAUAUCUAGGAUUGCAAAUUCCUUCUGAAAUUAUUAAGACCUAUCAACUGAACUAUACUCCACUUCUCAAAAAGGUUGGGGAAGAAUUGGAUAGAUGGCGGGAUUGACCCAUUUCUCUUAUUGGGCAGGUCAAUUGUGUAAAGAUGAAUAUAUUACUGAAAUUCUUGUACCAUUUUUCUAACCUUGCCCUUUCCUAUUCCCAAUGUUUUUUUCAAACAACUUAAUAGGAAGGUCUCUUAAUUUCUGUGGAAAGGGAAACCCCCCAGAGUGAAACUCACAACUUAAUGCAAACCAUACUCAGGAGGGCUUACUUUACCUGACUUCCAGUUGUAUUACUAGGCAUCUCAGUUAAAGGCUGUGUGAGUAUGGCAAAAUACAACAAGUUCACCCUCACCUUUUCUAUAAUAACCCCAUCUUACCCAAAGCCCUGAGAGAUGGUAUUACAUUUUCUUGGUUCAACAAAGGAAUUAAAACAUUUGGUCAUCUGUAUAGAGAAGGUGAACAACUGUCCUUUCAACAACUGGCAUCUCAUUUUCAGUUACCUCAAACUCAUUUCUUCAAGUACCUACAGGUUAGGCAUUGUAUUGCCACUCAGCAGGGAGGUAGGAUUCAGCCCAUGAGUAAACCUAUAACUGAUAAACUGUGGCUGGAGAGGAAAGGGAUAAAAGGUUUCAUUUCUUACAGGUACUCUAGUCUUCAAGCUCUGUUGGGGAACGAUGAAGCUCUGAAGGCUUGCAUGAAGUGGCAUGAUGACCUUGGCCUCAUUUUUGAGGAUGAGAAAUGGGGAAAGCUCUUUUUAGAUGCUCAGCGUCUUUCAUUUAACACAAGUUGAUCCAAUUCAAUAUUUUACAUAGGGUCUACUUUACACCAAAGAGACUGUAUAAGAUCAAUUCUAAAUAUUUAAAAUGUUGCCCACGGUGUAAAACGGGGGUGGGCACACUUAUGCAUAUGUUUUUGUCCUGCCCUGAACUAGGCAAUUAUUGGGAAGACCUUAUUAAGAUCUUAUCACAGGUCACUAAUAUGACUGUACCACUAGAUCCUUCUGUUAUUCUUCUUGGAGAUUACUCUAUUCUACCAGUUAAUAUUGGUAGCAAAACCAGAUUCAUUAAAUUGGCAUUCAUUACAGCCAAUAAAUGCACAGCUAUUAUAUGGAAGAGUGACACUCGGCCAAGCAAGCAGAUGUUGCUAAAAGAACUAACUUCCUAUAUUCCAUCUGAAAAAAUUACGUACAAUUUACAUAAUAGACUCUUUGAAUUUACUACUGUCUGGGGGGACUUUCAGCAGUGUCUAGAGUUGUCACCUUAGCUGCCUCAUUAUUAUUUUCUUCAUUAAUGUAUUAUUAUUUGUUUUUGCGUUUAAUUAUUAUUUUCUAGCAUUGGAUGUGAAGGUCAGUCUGUUUAGUGUUUUUGUUAAUCAUUGAAGCUAUUACUGGGAGGGGGGUGUUCAUGUGUUGGGGAGGGAAGGGUUUUGCACGGUGCUCCCAUGUAGCAUGCUGUUUUGUGUAGGUCGAAGGAAUAACGGGGCAUUAUCUGUGUCAUAUUUUGCUGAUUUUUAAAUUGUAAGAAACGCCAAUAAAUAUAUUGUAAAAAAAAAAAAACACGUAUUUAAUAAGCCCUUAAACAGCACGUGGUUGUCAAUGGUUUUAGCGGAGCUGGGGGUCUCCUUGCCCCCCAGCAGCCAAAUCGAAUGUAUUGUGACGUUUUAUUGAAAACGACCUAUAAUAAUGGAGAGAGUUUAAGAACCUCUGAUCUCCACAUUAUACACAGACCCCAUAUGUGAGACUGUGCCUGUUUACUUGAUAUUCUAACUCCGUUAGAAUACUGAUCUCGUCACUGGCUCUUUCUCCUACUCACCUCUAUUUCUAUUUUACUCUUUGUCCCUCUCUAGAUUGCUGACCUGGCUAAUGAGGACACUCCCCAGCUGUAUGUGGCCUGUGGCAGGGGACCCAAAUCCACCCUCAGAGUCCUCAGACAUGGACUGGAGGUAUGUGUACUGCUAUUUCACUUCCCAUCACACAUUCACAUCCCAGAAAGUGACAUGGCACAGUAGUAUUUGGGCAAUGACUACAUUUGAACACACUCCUGCAGAUACUCACUCACAUGCACACCAGAAACCAGAGUUUGGCUGAGUUUGGUUUCUAGGUUUUCAUUAGUAGCUGUAAAAGUCAUGAUAUUCAUGUCUCUUCUCUGACAAAGCACUGGAGAGAAUGUGUAUACCUCCGAUCCCAGCAGAUCUUAAAAUGUUAAUGCACAGGCUGGUAAAUGCUUAGGUUAGAAGACAAUGAGUAUCUAUCUGAUCAGUGCUUGUUCCCUCCAGGUGUCAGAGAUGGCUGUAUCUGAGCUGCCCGGUAACCCCAAUGCUGUGUGGACUGUGCGCCGACACAUUGAAGGUACUUGUUUAAGGUCCAAUGCAGCCGUUUUGGUCUCAAUAUCAAAUCAUUUCUGGGUAACAAAAUACCUUACUGUGAUUGUUUUAAAUUAAAAUGGUCAAAAAGAAAGAAGGAAAAAUGCACUACAUGACCAAAAGUAUGUGAACAUCUCAUUCCAAAUCAUGGGCAUUUAAUAUGGAGUUGGUCCCCUCUUUGCUGCUAUAACAGCCCCCACUCUUCUUGGAAGGCUUUCCACUAGAUGUUGGAACAUUGCUGCGGGAACUUGCUUCCAUUCAGCCACGAGCAUUAGUGAGGUCGGGCACUGAUGUCGGGCGAUUAGGCCUGGCUCGCGUCUGCUUUCCAAUUCAUCCCAAAGGUGUUCGAUGGGGUUGAGGUCAGGGCUCUGUGCAUGCCAGUCAAGUUCUUUCACACCGAUCUCAACAAACCAUUUCUGUAUGGACCUCGCUUUGUGCACGGGGGCAUUGUCAUGCUGAAACAGGAAAAGGCCUUCCCCAAACUGUUGCCACAAAGUUGGAAGCACAGAAUCGUCUAGAAUGUCAUUGUGUGCUGAAGCGUUAAGAUUACCCUUCACUGGAACUAAGGGGCCUAGCCCGAACCAUAAAAAACAGCCCCAGGCCGUUAUUCCUCCUCCACUAAACUUUACAGUUGGCACUGCAUUGGGGCAGGAGGCGUUCUCCUGGCAUUCGCCAAACCCAGAUUUGACCGUCGGACUGCCAGAUGGUGAAGCGCGAUUCAUCACUCCAGAGAACGCGUUUCCACUGCUCCAGAGUCCAAUGGCGGCAUGGUGAUCUUAGGCUUGUGUGCGGCUGCUUGGCCAUGGAAACCAUUUCAUGAAGCUCCUGACGAACAGUUAUUGUGCUGAUGUUGCUUCCAGAAGCAGUUUAGAACUAUGUAGUGAGUGUUGCAACAGAGGACAGACGAUUUUUACGAGCUUCAGAACUCGGCGGUCCCAUUCUGUGAGCUUGUGUAGCCUACCACUUCACGGCUGAGCUGUUGCUGCUCCUAGACGUUUCCACUUCACAAUAACAGCACUUAUAGUUGACCGGGGCAGCUCUAGCAGGGCAGAAAUUUGACGAACUGACUUGUUGGAAAGGUGGUAUCCUAUGAAGGUGCCAUGUUGAAAGUCACUUAGCUCUUCAGUAAGGCUAUUCUGCUGCCAAUGUUUGUCUAUGGAGAUUGCAUGGCUGUGUGCUCGAUUUUUAUACACCUGUCAGCAACGGGUAUGGCUGAAAUAGCCGAAUCCACUAAUUUGAAGGGGUGUCCACAUACUUAUACAGUGCAUUCGGAAAGUAUUCAGACCCCUUGACUUUUUCCACAUUUUGUUACGUUACAGCCGUAUUCUAAAAUUGAAUAAAUUAUUUUUCUCCUCAAUCUACACACAAUACCCCAUAAUGACAAAGCAAAAACAUUUUUUUAUUUUAUUUCUUCCAAAUAUAUAAAAAAUAAACUGAUACCAUUUGGAAAACUCCAUGUGCCUUUUACUGAGGAGUGGCUUCCGUCUGGCCACACUACCAUAAAGGCCUGAGUGCCGCAGAGAUGGUUGUCCUUCUGGAAGGUUCUCCCAUCUCCACAGACGAAAUCUGGAGCUCUGAAAGAGUGACCAUCGGUUUCUUGGUCACCUCCUUGACCAAGGCUCUUCUCCCCCGAUUGCUGAGUUUGGCCAGGCGGCCAGCUCUAGGAAGAGUCUUGGAGGCCACUGUGUUGUUGUUGGACCUUCAAUGAUGCAGAAAUGUUUUGGUACCCUUCCCCAGAUCUGUGCUUUGACACAAUCCUGUCUCGGAGCUCUAUGGAUAUUUCAUUCGAUCUCAUGGCUUGGUUUUGCUCUGACAUACACUGUCAACUGUGGGACCUUUAUAUAGACAUGUGUGCCUUUCCAAAUCAUGUCCAAUCAAUUGAAUUUAUCAAGUUGUGGAAACAUAUCAAUGGAAACAGGAUGCACCUGAGCUAAUUUUCGAGUCUCAUAGCAAAAGGUCUGAAUACUUAUGUAAAUAAGGUAUUUUUGUUUUUUAUUUUUAAUAAAUUAGCAACAUUUCUAAACCUGUUUUCGCUUUGCCAUUAUGGGGUAUUGUGUGUAGAUUGAGGAUUUUUAUUUAUUUAAUCAAUUUUAGAAUAAGGUUGUAACGUAACAAAAUGUGGAAAAAGUCAGGGGGUCUGAAUACUUUCCGAAUGCACUGUAUAUAGUGUAGCUUAGCAGAGAAGUUUCUCAAGCAAGCAUUUUGCUAGGACUGUCUUGGGAGUGGUUUGAGACGGGGAGGGGAAAACUGAAAGAUUCGCUGUUUUCGUUAGUCAUCAUGUAGCCAAUCUUAUUUCUCCAACACAACUAUCACACGCACAGCAUACAGUAAAAUGCUAUUUUAUUAGCCCAUUCAUUGCGCAACAUUUCUAAAUUUACAUUUACAUUUUAGUCAUUUAGCAGACGCUCUUAUCCAGAGCGACUUACAGUUAGUGAAUACAUUUUUUAUUUUUUUAUACUGGCCCCCCGUGGGAAUUGAACCCACAACCAUACUUCAUUGUUUGAAUCCUGAAUGUUUUACUUCAUGAGGCAUGUCUUACCUUGCUUCAAAGUAGCCUAUAGGCAAAUAACAACCAUGGUAACGUGGAGGCAUUUCUUCUAUAAAGACUUCAUAGGCGGCGAGUACGUUUGAGGUUUAGGGAGGCUUACAAUUCAUCCUGACAUUUCUACCGAUCUGCGUGCCAGUUAUGAUUUUCUUUGGAACAGUUUCAUUUCAAUAGUGUUUUAGUUUCUCAAAAUCAUUAGUCUAAGGCGGCGGGUGGGGGGGGGGGGGUGUUCUACUAAGCUAUAUGGAAUUGUUUUAAGAAGGUCAUAACAAGGAUAAUUUUGCUAUUUGAUUUGGAAAUGUAAGAUCCCUUGAAGUAUAAAAAAAUUAUAAAAAUCCUAACAUUAUUUGUUAACAUUUUUAUUUGGCCUUACUGCUAUUAGCCCAUACAAACACAUUGAAUAACAAAUUCACUACAUGGAACAACAGAUAUUCCCUCAAAUAAAUCUAAAGGAAGUUUGUUCUGAAGUGUAUAUCUGAGAGGUAUAAGAAAGAUCAGGAAACCUUUUAAUUUAAUUUGUUACCCCUUAUUUUUGGCACUAAAGUGCCUUCGGAAAGUAUUCAGACCCCUUGACUUUUUCCACAUUUUGUUACGUUACAGCCUUAUUCUAAAAUGGAUUAAAUAAAUAAAAAUCACACACAAUACCACAUAAUGACAAAGCAAAAACAGGUUUAGAAAUGUUUGCAAAUUUAUUAAAAAUAAAAACACAACUUAUUUACAUAAGUAUUCAGACCCUUUGCUAUGAGACUCGAAAUGGAGCUCAGGUGCAUCCUGUUUCCAUUGAUCUCUUCCUAGAGGGCAAUCGGGGGAGAAGGGCCUUGGUCAGGGAGGUGACCAGGAACCCGAUGGUCACUCUGACAGAGCUCUAGAGUUUCUCUGUGGAGAUAGGAGAACCUUCCAGAAGGACAACCAUCUCUGCAGCACUCCACCAAUCAGGCCUUUAUGGUAGAGUGGCCAUUAAAAGGCACAUGACAGCCCGCUUGGAGUUUACCAAGACUCUGUACCGGUACCCCCUGUAUAUAGCCUCCCUACUGUUAUUUUAUUUUACUGCUGCUCUUUAAUUCUUUAUUUUUUACUUUCAAUUUUUUAUUUAACACUUACUUUUCUUAACUGCAUUGUUGGUUAAGGGCUUGUAAGUAAGCAUUUCACUGUAAGGUCUACACCUGUUGUAUUUGGCGCAUGUGGCAAAUAAAAUUUGAUUUGAAAAGGCACAUAAAGACUCUCAGACCAUGAGAAACAAGAUUCUCUGUUCUGAUAAAACCGAGAUCGAACUCUUAGGCCUGAAUGCCAAGCGUCACGUCUGGAGGAAACAUGGCUAUUUGAAGAAUCUCAAAUAUAAAAUAUAUUUUGAUUUGUUUAACACUUUUUUUGGUUACUACAUGAUUCCAUAUGUGUUAUUUCAUAGUUUUGAUGUCUUCACUAUUAUUCUACAAGAAAAACCCUUGAAUGAGUUGGUGUCCAAACUUUUGACUGGUACUGUAUGUAAAUGUAUGUAUGUAAAUAUUUUUAUUUUUUAUAAAUUAGCAAACAUUUGUAAACCAGUUUUUGCUUUGUCAUUAUGGGGUAUUGUGUGCAGAUUGAAACGGGAAAAAACGAUUUAAUUAAUUUAAGAAUAAUGCUGUAACGUGAAAAAGUCAAGGGGUCUGAAUACUUUCCGAAUGCACUGUAUACUUCCUUACAUUUUUUCAACUGGUACCAGGUGGCUUCAGACUUCUCUUGUGAGGCCUGUGGGUGUGUAGGCCAAACCGUUGGUACGCUACAGACAGAAGUUGGCAGAUAGACUGUACAGACUUCAGAUCAGUCCCAAGAUGCUUGUGGGGGUCGUAGAGCAAAACUGAACACCAUCGUAUUCGUGAGUCUCAUCGUUCCAUAGAUGGGUCAUAAUAGUUUGUAGGCCGACCCAUUCGGCUGCUACAGAUGAUUUUGUGUGAUGUCCGAUUUUCGGGUUGUCUCAUGCUCUGACAAACACUGCUCUAGCUCUGUCACCUUUCACCGCAGAUGCGGAAGUGUGACAUCGGCGGCUGCGGUGGAAUGAGACGCAUCCAAUGCAAAAAAAAAAAAAAAAAAACGGUAUCUCUAGCUUAAACUGAUGUAUUCUUAUGGGGAUUUUUUAGUUAUGCUAAUUAGAUUUCCACGUGGGCGCAGACAUCGACUCUAGGGGGUUAAUCAUAAAAAUCUCUAUUAAAAUCUAAAAGUUAAAAUUGAACUAAUGCGAGAGCACCGGCCUCUGCCAUAUGGACACAUUGAUACACCGAGAUCCAUUGGUGGCUAAACAAAUGAGCGCAUGGAACUCAUAGCCUAUAGGCCAAUGCAGCAGUAGGCAUAUAACUUCCAUUGUCAACUAAGUUAAAAAGACAUAAUGACAAAUAUAAACAGUAGAAAAUAUAAAUUCAGGUUAUUUCAGUCGCAUUUAUCUCUCUACUCUCCUGUCUGCCUCCCGUUCUAUGUCUUGACUUGAGUUACUCUUUGUAUCAAUUCCCCAUUACAAAUGUUUACUACUGGUGACAUAUGUAAUGGGGAAUUGAUAAAAAUAAACAAUCAAAUGGGGAAACAAUUCACACAAUGAAACAAUGAAUGCGUAAGAAUUGGUGGGAGACAGCUGAGCCAUUCUGGAGAGAUCUUCACCACACAACCCUCCCCUUGUCUAAAUGUCUUAAAUUAUACUCAAGACACAUUAUCUUCACACAUAUUUUAGAUACUUUUCACUGACAGCCGCAACUCAAUAAUCAGCUAGGCCUAUUGGCACGCGCUCUGCCCAAAUUGCGGGCUUCCCAAAUAGAUAUAGGCCUAAAAUCUUAUGAUUUGAAAGAACCCACAGCCUACAGUGCCUUCAAAAAGUAUUCAUACCCCACAUUUUGUUGUAUUACAGCCUGAAUUAAAAAUGGAUUUAAAAAAAAAAAUGCUCACCCAUCUACACACAAUACCCCAAAUGACAAAGGGAAAACAUGUUUUUAGACAUUUUUGCAGAUUUAUUAAAAAUGAAAUACAUUAUCUCAUUUACAUAAGUAUUCACACCCCUGAGUCAAUACUUUGUGGAAGCACCUUUGGCAGUGAUUACAGCUUGUAAGCCUUUAAUAGCUUUAUACACCUGGAUUCUGCAACAUCUGCCCAUUUUGACUAUUUUCGAAAUUCUUCAAGCUCUGUCAAAUUGGUUGUUGAUCAUUAAACUGUAACUUGGCCACAUUCACUGUCUUCUUGGUAACCAACUCCAGUGUAGAUUUGGCCUUGUUUUUUAGGUUAAUGUCCUGCUGAAAGGUGAAUUCAUCUCCCAGUGUCUGGUGGAAAGCAGAUUGAACCAGGUUUUCAUUUAGGAUUUUGCCUUAUUUCUAAUCCUGAAAAACUCCCCGGUCCUUAACAAUUACAAGCAUACCCAUAACAUGAUACAGCCACCACUAUGCUUGAAAAUAUGGAGUGCACUACUCAGUAAUGUUGUAUUGGAUUUGCCCCAAACAUAACACUUUGUUUUCAGGACAAAAAGUUAAUUGCUUUGCCAGAAUUUUUGCAGUAUUACUUUAGUGCCUUGUUGCAAACAGGAUGCAUGUUUUAUAAUAUUUUUUAUUCUGUACAGACUUCCUCCUUUUCACUCUGUCAUUUAGGUUAGUAUUGUGGAGUAACUACAAUGUUGAUCCAUCCUCAGUUUUCUCCUAUCAUUGCUAUUAAACAGCAGUGCAUUCGGGAAGGAUUCAAACCCCUUGACUUUUUCCACAUUUUGUUAUGUUACAGCAUUAUUCUAAAAUGGAUUAAAUAGUUUUUUUCCCCUCGUCAAUCUACACACAAUACCCCAUAAUGAUAAACCAAAAACAGGGUUUUAGACAUUUUUCCAAAUAUGUGUAUAUAUUAAAAAUCAAAAUAAACAUUUACAUAAGUAUUCAGACCCAGCCUUGAGUCUUCUUGGGUAUGACAAUACAAGCUUAACACACCUGUAUUUGGGGAGUUUCUCCCAUUCUUCUCUGCAGAUCCUCUCAAGCUCUGUCAGGUUGCAUGGGGAGCGUUGCUGCACAGCUAUUUUCAGGUCUCUCCAGAGCUCAAGUCCGGGCUCUGGCUGGGCCACUCAAGGACAUUCAGAGACUUGUCCCGAAGCCACUCCUGUGAUGUAUUGGCUGUGUGCUUAGGGUCGUUGUCCUGUUGGAAGAUGAACCUUCACCCCAGUCUGAGGUCCUGAGCACUCUGGAGCAGGAUUUCAUCAAGGAUCUCUCUGUACUUUGCUCUGUUCAUCUUACCCUUGAUUCUGGCUAGUCUCCCAGUCCCUGCCACUGAAAAACAUCUCCACAGCAUGAUGCUGCCACCACCAUGCUUCACCGUAGGUUUGGUGCCAGGUUUCCUCUAGAUGUGACGGUUGGCAUUCAGGCCAAAGAGUUCCAUCUUGAUUUCAUCAGACCAGAGAAUCUUGUUUCUCAUGUUCAGAGUCCUUUUAGGUGUCUUUUGGCAAACUCCAAGUGGGCUGUCGUGCCUUUUACUGAGUGGCUUCCGUCUGGCCACUCUACCAUAAAGGCCUUAUUGGUGGAGUGCUGCAGAGAUGGUUGUCCUUCUGGAAGGUUCUACCAUCUCCACAGAGGAACUCUGGAGCUCUGUCAGAGUGAUCAUCGGGUUCUUGGUCAAGGCCUUUCUCCCCCGAUUGCUCAGUUUGGCCGGGCGGCCAGCUGUAGAAAGUCACAUUUUAUGUUACAGCCUUAUUCUAAAAUUGAUUUAUUUGUUUCCCUCAUCAAUCUAAACACAAUACCCCAUAAUGACAAAGCAAAAACUGUUUUUUUAGAAUGUUUGCAAAUUCAUAAAAAAUAAAAAGUUAACUUAUUUACAGAAGUAUUCGGACCCUUUGCUAUGAGACUUGAAAUUGAGCUCAGGUGCAUCCUGUUUCCAUUGAUCAUCCUGGAGAUGUUUCUACAACUUGAUUGGUGUCCACCUGUGGUAAAUCCAAUUGAUUGGCCAUGAUUUGGAAAGGCACACAAAUCAAAUCAAAUCAAAUUGUAUUGGUCACAUGCGCCAAAUACAACCGGUGCAGACAUUACAGUGAAAUGCUUACUUACAGCCCUUAACCAACAGUGCAUUUAUUUUUAACAAAAAAAGUAAAAAUAAAACAACAACAAAAAAAGUGUUGAGAAAAAAAAGAGCAGAAGUAAAAUAAAGUGACAGUAGGGAGGCUAUAUAUACAGGGGGGUACCGUUGCAGAGUCAAUGUGCGGGGGCACCGGCUAGUUGAGGUAGUUGAGGUAAUAUGUACAUGUGGGUAGAGUUAAAGUGACUAUGCAUAAAUAAUUAACAGAGUAGCAGCAGCGUAAAAAGGAUGGGGUGGGGGGGCAGUGCAAAUAGUCCGGGUAGCCAUGAUUAGCUGUUCAGGAGUCUUAUGGCUUGGGGGUAGAAGCUGUUGAGAAGUCUUUUGGACCUAGACUUGGCACUCCGGUACCGCUUGCCGUGCGGUAGCAGAGAGAACAGUCUAUGACUAGGGUGGCUGGAGUCUUUGACAAUUUUGAGGGCCUUCCUCUGACACCGCCUGGUAUAGAGGUCCUGGAUGGCAGGAAGCUUGUCCCCAGUGAUGUACUGGGCCGUACGCACUACCCUCUGUAGUGCCUUGCGGUCGGAGGCCAAGCAGUUGCCAUACCAGGCGGUGAUGCAACCAGUCAGGAUGCUCUCGAUGGUGCAGCUGUAGAAUUUUUUGAGGAUCUGAGGACCCAUGCCAUAUCUUUUCAGUCUCCUGAGGGGGAAUAGGCUUUGUCGUGCCUUCUUCACGACUGUCUUGGUGUGUUUGGACCAUAAUAAUAAAAUAAUAACCAUGAUAGUUCGUUGGUGAUGUGGACACCAAGGAACUUGAAGCUCUCAACCUGUUCCACUACAGCCCCGUCGAUGAGAAUGGGGGCGUGCUCAGUCCUCUUUUUUUUCCUGUAGUCCACAAUCAUCUCCUUUGUCUUGGUCACGUUGAGGGAGAGGUUGUUGUCCUGGCACCACACGGCCAGGUCUCUGACCUCCUCCCUAUAGGCUGUCUCAUCGUUGUCGGUGAUCAGGCCUACCACUGUUGUGUCGUCGGCAAACUUAAUGAUGGUGUUGGAGUCGUGCCUGGCCAUGCAGUAAUGGGUGAACAGAGAGUACAGGAGGGGACUGAGCACGCACCCCUGAGGGGCCCCCGUGUUGAGGAUCAGUGUGGCAGAUGUGUUGUUACCUACCCUUACCACCUGGGGGCGGCCCGUCAGGAAGUCCAGGAUCCAGUUGCAGAGGGAGGUGUUUAGUCCCAGGAUCCUUAGCUUAGUGAUGAGCUUAGAGGGCACUAUGGUGUUGAAUGCUGAGCUGUAGUCAAUGAAUAGCAUUCUCACGUAGGUGUUCCUCUUGUCCAGGUGGGAAAGUGCAGUGUGGAGUGCAAUAGAGAUUGCAUCAUCUGUGGAUCUGUUGGGGCGGUAUGCAAAUUGGAGUGGGUCUAGGGUUUCUGGGAUAAUGCUGUUGAUGUGAGCCAUGACCAGCCUUUCAAAGCACUUCAUGGCUACAGACGUCAGUGCUACGGGUCGGUAGUCAUUUAGGCAGGUUAUCUUAGAGUCCUUGGGCACGGGGACUAUGGUGGUCUGCUUGAAACAUGUUGGUAUUACAGACUCAGUCAGGGACAUGUUGAAAAUGUCAGUGAAGACACUUGCCAGUUGGUCAGCACAUGCUCGGAGUACACGUCCUGGUAAUCUGUCUGGCCCUGCGGCCUUGUGAAUGUUGACCUGCUUAAAUGUCUUACUCACAUCGGCUACGGAGAGCGUGAUCACAUAGUCAUCCGGAACAGCUGGUGCUCUCAUGCAUGCUUCAGUGUUGCUUGCCUCGAAGCGAGCAUAGAAGUGGUUUAGCUCAUCUGGUAGGCUUGUGUCACUGGGCAGCUCGCGGCUGUGCUUCCCUUUGUAGUCUGUAAUAGUUUUCAAGCCCUGCCACAUCCGACGAGCGUCAGAGCCAGUGUAGUACGAUUCAAUCUUAGUCCUGUAUUGACUCAUUGCCCGUUUGAUGGUUCGUCGGAGGUCAUAGCGGGAUUUCUUAUAAGCGUCCGGGUUAGAGUCCCGUUCCUUGAAAGCGGCAGCUCUACCCUUUAGCUCAGUGCGGAUGUUUCCUGUAAUCCAUGGCUUCUGGUUGGGGUAUGUACGUACGGUCACUGUGGGGUCGACAUCAUCGAUGCACUUAUUGAUGAAGCCAGUGACUGAUGUGGUGUAGUCCUCAAUGCUGUCUGAAGAAUCCCGGAACAUGUUCCAGUCUGUGCUAGCAAAACAGUCCUGUAGCUUAGCAUCUGCGUCAUCUGACCACUUUUUUAUUAACCGAGUCACUGGUGCUUCCUGCUUUAGUUUUUGCUUAUAAGCAGGAAUCAGGAGGAUAGAGUUAUGGUCAGAUUUGCCAAAUGGAGGGCGAGGGAGAGCUUUGUAUGCGUCUCUGUGUGUGGAGUAAAGGUGGUCUAGAGUUUUUUUUCCUCUGGUUGCACAUUUAACAUGCUGGUAGAAAUUAGGUAGAACGGAUUUAAGUUUCCCUGCAUUAAAGUCCCCGGCCACUAGGAGCGCUGCAUCUGGAUGAGCGUUUUCCUGUUGAUUUAUGGCCUUGUACAACUCAUUCAGUGCAAUCUUAAUGCCAGCAUUGGUUUGUGGUGGUAAAUAGACAGCUAUGAAAAAUAUAGAUGAAAACUCUCUUGGUAAAUAGUGUGGUCUACAGCUUAUCAUAAGAUACUCUACCUCAGGCGAGCAAAACCUCGAGACUUCCUUAGUAUUUGAUUUUGUGCACCAGCUGUUGUUUACAAAUAUACACAGACCGCCACCCCUUGUCUUACCGGAGUCAGCCGUUCUAUCCUGCCGAUGUAGCGUAUAGCCCGCUAGCUGUAUGAUAUCCAUGUCGUCGUUCAGCCACGACUCGGUGAAACAUAAGAUAUUACAGUUUUUAAUGUCCCGUUGGUAGGAUAACCGUAAUCUUAAAUCAUCCAAUUCACACCUGUCUAUAUGAAGUCCCACAGUUGACAGUGCAUGUCAGAGCAAAAACCAAGCCAUGAGGUUGAAGGAAUUGUCCGUAGAGCUCCGAGACAGGAUUGUGUCGCGGUACAGAUCUGGGGAAGGGUACCCAAAAUGUCUGCUACAUUGAAGGUCCCCAAGAACACAGUGGCCUCCAUCAUUCUUAAAUGGAAGAAGUUUGGAACCACAAAGACUUCCUAGAGCUGGCUGCCCGGCCAAACUGAGCAAUCGGGGGAGAAGGGCCUUGGUCAGGGAAGUUACCAAGAACCCAAUGGUCAGUGGAGAUGGGAGAACCUUCCAGAAGAACAAGAUUCUUUGGUCUGAUGAAGCCACGAUUGAACUCUUUGGCCAGAAUGCUAAGCGUCACAUCUGGAGGGAACCAGGCACCGCUCAUCACCUGGCCAUUACCAUCCCUAUGAUGAAGCAUGGUGGUGGAAGCAUCAUGCUGUGGGGAUGUUUUUCUGCAGCAGGGACUUGGACAAUAGUCAGGAUCGAGGGAAAGAUGAAUGGUGCAAUGUACAGAUAGAUCCUUGACUGAACCUCGGACUGGGGCAAAGGUUCACCUUCAAACAGGACAACGACCCUAAGCACAGAGCCAAGACAACGCAGGAGUGGCUUCGGGACAAGUCACAAUGUCAGUGAGGGGCCCAGCCAGAGCCCGGACUUGAACCCGAUCGAACAUCUCUGGAGAGACCUGAAAAUAGCUGUGCAGCGACACAUCCCAUACAACCUGAGAUGAUCUGCAGAGAAGAAUGGGAGAAAUUCCCCAAAUACAGGUGUGCAAAGCUUGUAGCGUCAUACCCAAGAAGACUCCAGGCUGUAAUUACUGCCAAAGGUGCCUCAGCAAAGCACUGAGUAAAGGGUCUGAAUACUUAUGUAAAUGCAAUGUUUUAUUUUUUAUUUUUAAUACAUUUGCAAACAUUUCUAAAAACCUGUUUUUGCUUUGUCAUUAUGGGGUAUUGUGUGAAUACUUUCCGAAUGCACUGUAGAUGCGGAGGAAAGUUUGCGGGGGUAAGAUUUAUCAGGCCAUCAAUGGAAGAGCACUCUCAAAUUAUUAUGAUUUAUUAUUGAUCAAGUUAGAAAAAUGAGCCUGUCUGGCAUUUCUAAUUGCCUUGUUAUAUAUCAAAUCAAAAUGUCAAAGUUGCUCUCAGAAUAUCAUAAUGGACAUGCAACUUUGAAUUUCUCCACUUCCGCUCUGCCUUUCUGCAAUUUCUCUUUAAUUGAUUUGUUUCCUCACUCAUCCAAGGAGCUCUUCGUUUGGAUUUGGCCUUUUUCAACAUUACUGGAGCUGUAGCAUCAAUGGUUGCUGUUAAAGUUAUCAACUAAAUCAUCACAAGAGGAAGGCAGAAUAGGUGAUGGUGUAUUGUUCAUACACGCAAUACAAUCUGUAGCAACUUCAGAGUUGUCACAAAAGGAGACAUUCCUGUCGUUGCAAAGGUUCUUCAGGUACUCGUUUAGGGCAACUAGUCGGCUGAAACGUUCCAAACCCCUUUGAUAGCACUAGUGGGGGCCAGAGAUAAUUAUUAUAUUCCCUGUGCUAGUGAGGGUGUUAAACAUUUUUUUUAUAUUCCUCCCUCAGUUCCUCAGAUCGCCUAAAGCGAAGGUUGUUAACCUACAUGAGUGACGAUGGUGUCAAUAUUGGAGUAGUUGGCCAGAACGUGGGCAAAUUGUUUGAAAAUGACAUUUAAUGUGUUACGCACCCAAUGCAAAUGAUCCCAGUACAUUUUAAAAAUGGUCAGUAAAUUCAAAUCUGUUCUGCCAGACUAUUCCCAGAAAUCAUGUGAUUUCAGAGCUUUGUACUGUCAUAGUGUAGUUCAGUGGCCUGGUUCACUUUCACUCUGACUUUCAUUACAUUUUACAUUUGAGUCAUUUAGCAGACGCUCUUACCCAGAGCGACUUACAUGAGCAAUUAGGGUUAAGUGCCUUGCUCAAGGGCACAUCGACAGAUUUUUCACCUAGUCGGCUCGGGGAUUAGAACCAGCGACCUUUCGGUUACUGGCACAACGCUCUUAACCACUAAGCUACCUGCCGCAUCCUCGACUUGGCUCAUACAGCUGGUUAGCCUGCACAAGUCAGUUACCUUCUACGCACUGGUUUACAGAAGUAGAUUUCAAUAUUGUUAUGCAAUGCACUGGGUUAGUGAAGAAUACAAAUAAAGCUAUGUGAUUGAUAGUAAUUGCUUCAUGUACCAGAUAGGAGAGAUUCUGCCGAAGUCUCAGAGCACAGUUUGAGAGGGGAAUUUCUCAUGUCUCUUCUCUUACAAGUGACAUCAAUAAGGGAUCAUAGCUUUCACCUGGUCAGUCCAUGUCUAAUGUUUUGUACACUGCAUAUUAAAUAUCAAUUGAGAGAGUUGAAUACACCUCUGAUCUCCGCAUACACUGAGUGUACAAAACAUUAGACGUGGACUGACCAGGUGAAGGCUAUAAUCCCUUAUUGAUGUCACUUGUUAAAUCCACUUCAAUUUGUGUAGAUGAAGGGGUGGAGACUUGUUAAAGAAGGACUUUUUAAGCCUUGAGACAUGGAUUGUGUGUGUAUGCCAUUGAGGGUGAAUGGGCAAGAUUAGAUUUGAACGGGGUAGGGUAGUAACUGCCAGGCGCACCGGUUUGAGUGUCAACAACUGCAACGCUGCUGGGUUUUUCACACUCAACAGUUUCCCGUGUGUAUCAAGAUUGGUCCACCACCCAAAGAACAUUCAGCCAACUUGACACAACUGUGGGAAGCAUUGGAGUCAACAUGGGCCAGCAUCCCUGUGGAACACUUUCGACACCUUAUAGAGUCCAUGCCCUGACGAAUUGAGGUUGUUUUGAGGGCAAAAGGGGGUGCAACUCAAUAUUAGGAAGUUGUUCUUAAUGUUUUGUACACUAUGUACAUACAUAGACACACUUUAUGAAUAAAUAAAAACAUGUAGUUGAUGAUAUUAUGCUUAAUGUAUCAGAUUAAUAUUGAACAACAGUAUCAUCAAGUGAAUAAUUUUGAAUAACACUAACUGUCCAGAUAUCCCCUUGGUGUGAAACUCUUGCUCAUUUAAACACCUCUCCUCCUCCAGAUGAGUUUGACGCCUACAUCAUUGUGUCCUUCGUCAACGCCACCCUGGUUCUGUCUAUUGGAGAGACCGUAGAGGAAGUGACAGACUCCGGUUUCCUGGGGACCACCCCCACCCUCUCCUGCUCUCUGCUGGGGGAGGAUGCUCUGGUGCAGGUCAGUAUAACACCCACACUACACGCCUCUCCAGGGGCCUGAACAUGCACCUUAUGUUUUGGAGGGAAUAAAAUGCUGAUGGUAAAAGUGAUAUAAAGCUGAAGGGAGAUUAAGUGUAUGGGAGAUGUAAUAUUGCUGUUGAAAUGAUGAGUCUUCAUGUCUCUUCUCUGACAUAAUAAUGGAGAGAGCUUAAACACAUCUGAUAUCAGCAUUAUACACAGACAUAGACACCCUGGCCAGGCCCCUUCCCCAGCCCUGUGUAAACUGUGAAUUGUCUUGUGCAGGUGUAUCCUGAUGGGAUCCGUCACAUCCGUGCUGAUAAGCGUGUGAAUGAGUGGAAGACUCCAGGGAAGAAGACCAUUGUGCGCUGUGCAGUCAACCAGAGGCAGGUGGUCAUUGCUCUGACCGGAGGAGAGCUGGUCUACUUUGAGAUGGACCCGGUGAGUAGUGAACCUUCAUGCCCUGGGUGUUUUUUAUUUCAUCAGCCAAGUACUGUCUUCUCUUAGUUUGACCCUAUUUUGAUCUGCUUUUUCAGGAUAUCCUGAGUCCUGCUCAGUGAAAAGUUAAUAUUUCUUUGGACCGUAGAUAUUUAUGAUAACCUUCUCCCUUUCUCUCGCCUCUCACACUCUCUCCCCCUCACAAGUCUGGCCAGCUGAAUGAGUACACAGAGAGGAAGGAGAUGUCAGCUGAUGUGGUGUGUAUGAGCUUGGCCAACGUCCCGCCUGGCGAGCAGCGCUCCCGUUUCCUGGCUGUGGGGUUGGUCGACAACACCGUCCGCAUCAUCUCUCUGGAUCCCUCGGUAUGACUCUUAUCAGGCUACAGUAUUUCAUUCCCUCUCUCUUUGAAAGCCUUGCAGACAGUCUGCCCAUCUGUUUGGAAUGGAUUUCAUUAAUAGCGACUGCUCUCUGGGUCGUUAACCAGCACUAGAUGUUCUUGAACCACGACAAGCGAACUCAUCCAAAGCUCAGUUGCUCUGCUGCGUUUUCCAAUCACAAUUUAAGUCGAGUGGGGGGAAUAUUUUUCCAAAAGCCACAUUGUUGAUUUUGCCCUCUUUAGUACGUGUUUGUACCACCUCUCUAAACUGUAUGUAGCCCUAACCCUGCUGUGUUUGUCUGGUGCAGGACUGUCUCCAGCCCCUCAGUAUGCAGGCUCUGCCAGCCCAGCCUGAGUCUCUGUGUAUAGUGGAGAUGGGAGGAGUGGAGAAGGAAGAUGAGCUAGGAGUGAAGGGCACUGUCGGUUUCCUCUACCUCAACAUCGGACUACAGGUAAGCUAUCUGUCCUGUGAUGUCUUGAGGCAGGGUUUGAAGAGAGGGAUGUUAUGCUGUAGCUGUUGAAGUGAUGAGUUUCUCUUGUCUCUUCACUGACUAAAUAAUAAUGGAGAGAGUUUCAAACGCCUCUGUCAGCAUAUAUACAUACAUACACUAUCUGUGUGACUGCCUCCUUACUUCUGGCACUGUAUUACUUGAUAUUCUGUGCUCUGUUAGAACACAUUCUAGAGCUUCUAGAGGUAACAUCAACAUGUCUUUUCUCAGAACGGUGUGUUGCUCAGGACUGUGCUGGACCCAGUGACUGGAGACUUGUCUGAUACUCGUACUCGGUACCUGGGGUCGCGACCUGUGAAGCUCUUCCGGGUCAGGAUGCAGGGACAGGAAGCUGUAAGUGGAAUGAGAUUUUCAGGGAUUGGGAGCUGAAACGUAACAUUGUAUUAAUAUCCUCUCUGAUAGGGGUAUAACAGUUCACCAAACCCACGGUUUGGUACGUAUUGCGGUUUUAGGGUCACGUUUCGGUACAGUGGGAAAAUGUAAAUGCCAUUCACAAUGUUCAGCAUUCACCAUGUUCCUUGCAUUUCUGUUGUAACCAGAUUGUUAUGUUGGGCCUCAUGUAUUACAGUGAAAUGCUUACUUACAGCCCUUAACCAACAGUGCAUUUAUUUUAAACAAAAAAAGUAAAAAUAAAACAACAACAACAAAAAAAAGUGUUGAGAAAAAAAAGAGCAGAAGUAAAAUAAAGUGACAGUAGGGAGGCUAUAUAUACAGGGGGGUACCGUUGCAGAGUCAAUGUGCGGGGGCACCGGCUAGUUGAGGUAGUUGAGGUAAUAUGUACAUGUGGGUAGAGUUAAAGUGACUAUGCAUAAAUACUUAACAGAGUAGCAGCAGCGUAAAAAGGAUGGGGUGGGGGGGCAGUGCAAAUAGUCCGGGUAGCCAUGAUUAGCUGUUCAGGAGUCUUAUGGCUUGGGGGUAGAAGCUGUUGAGAAGUCUUUUGGACCUAGACUUGGCACUCCGGUACCGCUUGCCGUGCGGUAGCAGAGAGAACAGUCUAUGACUAGGGUGGCUGGAGUCUUUGACAAUUUUGAGGGCCUUCCUCAAUUUUGAGGGCCUUCCCCAUGUUUCCACUCUGAUGCUGCGUUUGUAACCAUGUGGGAAUUUACUAGUUGUGAAGUCGUAAAUACCAGUUGGAUGCAUAUAUGUGAUUUUGAACUUGCUGAGAAACACCGAUUGGCUAAUUGGCAACAAGCUGUCAACCAUAAACUAAAAGUACAGCUAUCAAGCUUGUAAACAAAUUAUAGAGUUAAAAAAACAAAAUUUUUAUAAAUAGUUUUGUUGCAUUUAACUGGCCGAAAAAUGCUUUUAUCAAGGCCAUUUCCUUAGUAGGUGACGUCAAAGGUCACCAUGUGGGAGAAGUGGGUGCUCAGGAUGAUGGAUGAGUUUCCCACUAGUAAUUACCAGUUUGAUGACCAUUCAAGUGGAUUCUUUCCAGUUGAGCGUGGUGAGAUACUGUUAACGUUUUAUCCACAACUCUCUGUCCAUCGUCGUUGUAAUCUGCUGGGAGCCAAACUGUUCCCAAACUGGAGAUUUAAACGAUGAUGGUGGAUCCUCCAAUUCUGGUUUAUCGACCCCACCACUGCGCCUCACAAAAGGACAGUUUGAAAUGCGCCGAUUUGAAUUUUGAUUACAACGUGCGCAUAGGCUCUAGUUUUUUUUUUAACGGAAUCAACAGAAAUGUUUUUUUUCCCAUUCUCAUAUUUACUCGAGGCAUAGGCUUACAAACAGUUUUUUUUUAAUGUAUUCAUUUGGGUUCACAGUGCGGACCGAACCGAGGUCCCCAUACACGAAUACAUGUACAGUUACACCCUUACACUCUGACCAUUGAACCCCUCUAUCUCCUCUAGGUGUUGGCCAUGUCUAGCCGCUCCUGGCUGAGUUACUCUUACCAGUCCCGCUUCCACCUGACACCCCUGUCCUAUGAGACACUGGAGUACGCCUCAGGUUUCGCCUCUGAACAGUGUCCUGAGGGCAUUGUGGCCAUCUCCACCAACACCCUGAGGUAGACACAGACACACACACACACACACACCCCCUUACACUCAUACUCAUCAAAAACCUAAAUUCCAUAUGCAUUCAUUGGCAAGAUUUGAAGACCGGGGAGUUAUGCUGUUGAAAUGAGUCUUCAUGUCCCUUCUCUGACAAACCAUUGGAGAGCGCUUAAACAUCUCUGAUCUCAGCAUUUACAGAGAUCCCAUCUCGUUUUCUGUCAUUCCCCCUCAAGCAUAGUAAUUCUCAAUUAUAACACUGAUAUUUAACUUAUGAGGGAUACAGUGAGAGAAAAAAGUAUUUGAUCCCCUGCUGAUUUUGUACGUUUGCCAACUGACAAAGACAUGAUCAGUCUAUAAUGUUAAUGGUAGGUUUAUUUGACCAGUGAGAGACAGAAUUACAACAAAAAAAUCCAGAAAAACACAUUAUAAAUUGAUUUGCAUUUUAAUGAGGGAAAUAAGUAUUUGACCCCUCUGCAAAACAUGACUGAGUACUUGGUGGCAAAACCCUUGUUGGCAAUCAGAGGUCAGACGUUUCUUGUAGUUGGCCACCAGGUUUGCACACAUCUCAGGAGGGAUUUUGUCCCACUCCUCUUUGCAGAUCUUCUCCAAGUCAUUAAGGUUUCGAGGCUGACGUUUGGCAACUCGAACCUUCAGCUCCCUCCACAGAUUUUCUAUGGGAUUAAGGUCUGGAGACUGGCUAGGCCACUCCAGGACCUUACUGUGCUUCUUCUUGAGCCACUCCUUUGUUGCCUUGGCCGUGUGUUUUGGGUCAUUGUCAUGCUGGAAUACCCAUCCACGACCCAUUUUCAAUGCCCUGGCUGAGGGAAGGAGGUUCUCACCCAAGAUUUGACGGUACAUGAUGCGGUGAAGUUGUCCUGUCCCCUUAGCAGAAAAACACCCCCAAAGCAUAAUGUUUCCACCUCCAUGUUUGACGGUGGGGAUGGUGUUCUUGGGGUCAUAGGCAGCAUUCCUCCUCCUCCAAACACGUUGAGUUGAUGCCAAAGAGCUCGGUUUUGGUCUCAUCUGACCACAACACUUUCACCCAGUUCUCCUCUGAAUCAUUCAGAUGUUAAUUGGCAAACUUCAAACGGGCCUGUAUAUGUGCUUUCUUGAGCAGGGGGACCUUGCGGGCGCUGCAGGAUUUCAGUCCUUUCACAGCGUAGUGUGUUACCAAUUGUUUUCUUGGUGACUAUGGUCCCAGCUGCCUUGAGAUCAUUGACAAGAUCCUCCCGUGUAGUUCUGGGCUGAUUCCUCACCGUUCUCAUGAUCAUUGCAACUCCACAAGGUGAGAUCUUGCAUGGAGCUCCAGGCCGAGGGAGAUUGACAGUUAUUUUGUGUUUCUUCCAUUUGCGAAUAAUCGCACCAACUGUUGUCACCUUCUCACCAAGCUGCUUGGCGAUGGUCUUGUAGCCCAUUCCAGCCUUGUGUAGGUCUACAAUCUUGUCCCUGACAUCCUUGGAUAGCUCUUUGGUCUUGGCCAUGGUGGAGAGUUUGGAAUCUGAUUGAUUGCUUCUGCGGACAGGUGUCUUUUAUACAGGUAGCAAGCUGAGAUUAGGAGCACUCCCUUUAAGAGUGUGCUCCUAAUCUCAGCUCGUUACCUGUAUAAAAGACACCUAGGAGCCAGAAAUCUUUCUGAUUGAGAGGGGGUCAAAUACUUAUUUCCCUCAUUAAAAUGCAAAUCAAUUUAUAACAUUUUGGACAUGUGUUUUUCUGGAUUUUUUUGUUGUUAUUCUGUCUCUCACUGUUCAAAUAAAUCUACCAUUAAAAUUAUAGACUGAUCAUUUCUUUGUCAGUGGGCAAAUGUACCAAAUCAGCAGGGGAUCAAAUACUUUUUUCCUUCACUGUAUGUCCCAUUUACUUUUUCUCAAGUUAUUCCCCAUUACUUUUUCUCAAGUUAUUCCUGUUCCCACUAUGCCAUUAUGGCUGUUAUGCCAUUAACACCUGUUAUGUGGUACACAUGUUGUGACACUGCCUUUGUCUCCCUCUUAGGAUUCUGGCCUUGGAGAAGCUGGGUGCCGUUUUCAACCAGGUGGCCUUCCCCCUGCAGUACACACCUCGCAAGUUUGUCAUCCACCCAGAGACCAACAACCUGAUCCUCAUAGAGACUGAUCACAAUGCCUACACAGAGGCCACCAAGGCCCAGCGCAAGCAGCAAAUGGCAGAGGUAGGGUUCUGACCAACGUGUCGAUGGACUGAGAGGGUGGGAACAGGGUGACUGACUGAGGCUACAUGUUGUACACCCAGGCUUUGUAGCUUGUGUAGGCUGAUAUUAUGAAAGUGGAGUUAUAAUAUACAUAGGGCUGGCACAAUUACUAUAUAACUGUGUACCCGACGGUUAUGGAUGAAGACUGUAAAAUAACCGUUUUUGUGCGGUUGUCCGUUUCUGCUGUAACAUGGACUACAGUAACGUGGACUCUACAACGGGAUUAAACUUUGUUGCUCCUUGCUGAAACAAGCAAGGUCUUGUAGCAAACAAGUCUUCGGUUGCCUAGACAACUCCACCCUCCCUGCAGCAUAUACAGUCAGGAGAGGAGAAAAUGUGCAUCUUUUAAAAAAAUAUAUAUAGAUCUAUAUUUUUUAUUUAUUCGGUUAUUACGGCGACUGUGGUCAUUUGGCUGACCAGUAACAGUCAUUCAAAAUUCCAUGGCUGCCACAGCCGUAAAAUACGCAGAACUUCAAUAGAAAUAAUCUAUUUUUAUAGCGCUUUUCUAAAACCCAAAGCUUCAUUCAGGGCAGGGUUUGAGGAGAGGGAUGUUCUGCUGUUGAAGUGAUGAGUCUUCAUGUCUCUUCUCUGACAUAAUAAUGAUGGAGAGUUUAAUGACACCUCUGAUCACAGCAUAUAUACUGAGAUUACACACAAUGUAGAUAUUGACAUGGGGAAUUAGACUUUCAAAUACUUUGCUUACACUUAUGUGGCUCUCUCACCCCCUCCUCCCUACAUUUUCUCUGUUUGUAACUGACACAACUUCUGUGUUGUGAUCCCCUCUCCAGGAGAUGGUUGAGGCAGCAGGUGAGGAUGAGAGGGAGCUGGCAGCAGAGAUGGCCGCUGCCUUCCUCAAUGAGAACCUGCCAGAGGCCAUCUUUGGGGCACCCAAGGCUGGGUCAGGCCAGUGGGCCUCUCUGGUGCGUCUGGUCAACCCCAUCCUGGGCACCACUCUGGACCUGGUCCAACUGGAGCAGAACGAGGCUGCCUUCAGGUGAGGACCGAGGAGAGGAUAGAUGGAAAAGGGCCACUAGGGCAAUGUUAUUAAUGGCUUAAGCUAUUCUCAACGUAAUUGCAGUGUAUUCGUACGAGAGAUGGUGAAACGAGGCAUUUGAACUGUCAUUCAGGGCAGGGUUUGAGGAGAGGGAUGUCAUGCUGUUGAAGUAAUGAGUCCUCAUGUCUCUUCUCAGACGUAAUAAUAAUGGAGAUAGUUUAAAACAUCUCUGAUCACUGCAUUAUACACAGAGGCCACAGAAAUUGACAUAGGGAAUCAGACUGAUGGGAAAUACUUUGGUUACACAUGCUGAUCUAUCAUACCCCCCUCCUUCCUUUUCCUCUCUCUCUGUUCUGUCCCUGCAGUGUGGCUGUGUGUCGGUUCGCCAGUGGAGGUGAUGACUGGUAUGUGCUGGUGGGGGUGGCCCGGGACAUGAUCCUUAACCCCCGCUCUGUGGGAGGCGGUUUCAUCUACACCUAUCGGCUGGGAGGGGGAGGGGACAAACUGGAGUUUAUGCACAAGGUGAGUGACAGAGGAUAUGACUAAUCAAGUGGUUUCUGGCUCUGGCUGGUUGACCACAGCUGUGUGCACAGGAAUUCCCCAACUGUUAUUUCUGAACGGUCAUAACUGGGCUGAGAGUCAGAGUACUAUCAUACUUGCCGCCACCCCCUCCCCUUUACCCAACUCCCAGAGGGACAAUGGUUACUUUUUUCCAGUCUCAGCAAGUCUUCAGUAUUCUACACUUUAUUAAUAGUCAGAAACUGAAAUUUGAAGCUUUCACAUGACCCUUUUUUUUUUUUUUUUUUUUAAGAUGACGUUUAAUUCACAUAUGUUAAUGACUAAUAAAAGCCGUGAAUAGGGAUGUACGUCUUUCCCUUUCAAGACUAUUCGAUAUGUAUCUAGAUACAUGGGCUCCGAUACAAUAUAGGAACGAUACGUUUUAGUUUGAAAUGAUUCGGUGUGAUUCGGUUCAAUGCGAUACGAGAGAAGAUUUGUUGCAUAAACACAUUUAUUUUCAAUUCUAAAUUAAAAUCUGCUGCUGAUGGAGUGUGUGUGUGUGUAAAUGAUGUCUAUGGUGUAUGUUCUAUGUAGGCACCGUAGCUGAGCCAUGAAGGAGACUAGGCAUCUACCGCCACAUUAUCAGAUUAGGGGGGCAAUGUAGCCUGUUUUAGUUUUUUUUGCCCCCCACUUCGGUUCUGAAAUCACCAUCAUCCACUAAAUAACUUGUCAUUUUUGCAGAUUGUGUUAGUAAUGUAUCGAUAUUUAUUGUUUACAAAUUAGCUAUGGCAUAAGCCCUAUUCGCACAGGACUAGUACUACUAGAGAACGUUGGUUAUGUAAUUAUUACCCCAGAAUGUCUGUUAUUCCAGAGGACUAUUCGGACAGGAUUAGUUUUUUUUCUUCCUCAAACUGCCACCUGUAAUUAUUUAGUUUUUCAAUAAAUUGACCGAUAUGACGGAAGCCUGGAGGUUUUUAUUCUAGGGGUGAAGAUAUUUCAACAUGUGCAGGUGAUAACAGGCUACACUGAUAACUCAAGCUUGGUUCCCAAGUUUCUAAACCAUACCGAACCAUCUUUGGUAUAGUGUCGUUAUAAUAUUUGAAUUGAGGACGUGCGAUCAUAAUCAUUAUUUUAGCGAUCCGCAGUAGAAGACGCCUGCAGAUGUGAGCUAAACGGUGCACUUGAGAUGAGUUUUUAGGUUAUAGAUGAGAAAGUGGACUUGCCAUUUCCAAAAGUUUAGCUCAGUUGGAAUGCUGCUUUGCGGUCUAUUAACAGCAAGGGUUGGAUUAAAUAGGCGCAAUAUUUUUUUGCUGACUCAUUUGAUGAUGAUGAAUUCAUUGGCACCAAACAUAUAAACAUUUAUAUACAGUUGAAGUCGGAAGUUUACAUACACUUAGGUUGGAGUCAUAAACUCGUUUUUCAACCACUCCACAAAUGUCUUGUUAACAAACUAUAGUUUUGGCAAGUCGGUUAGGACAUCUACUUUGUGCAUGACACAAGUCAUUUUUCCAACAAUUGUUUACAGACAGAUUAUUUCACUUAUAAUUCACUGUAUCACAAUUCCAGUGGGUCAGAAGUUUACAUACACUAAGUUGACUGUGCCUUUAAACAGCUUGGAAAAUUCCAGAAAAUGAUGUCAUGGCUUUAGAAGCUUCUGAUAGGCUAAUUGAGAUCAUUUGAGUCAAUUGGAGGUGUACAUUUAAUUUUUUUUACAUUUACAUCAUUUAGCAGACGUUCUUAUCCAGAGCGACUUACAAGUUGGUGCAUUCAACUUAUGAUAGCAAGUGGGACAACCACUUUUUUUUCUUAUUUUUUUUAUGGGGGGGUGGUGGAGGGGCGACGCAUUUCAAGGUCUACCUUCAAACUCAGUGCCUCUGCUUGACAUCAUGGGAAAAUCAAAAGAAAUCAGGCAAGACCUCAGAAAAUAAUUGUAGACCUCCACAAGUCUGGUUCAUCUUGGGAGCAAUUUCCAAACGCCUGAAGGUACCACAUUCAUCUGUACAAACAAUAGUAUGCAAGUAUAAACACCAUGGGACCACGCAGCCAUCAUACCGCUCAGGAAGGAGACACGUUCUGUCUCCUAGAGAUGAACGUACUUUGGUGCGAAAAGCGCAAAUCAAUACCAGAACAACAGCAAAGGACCUUGUGAAGAUAUUGGAGGAAACAGGUACAAAAGUAUCUAUAUCCACAGUAAAACGAGUCCUAUAUCGACAUAACCUGAAAGGCCGCUCAGUAAGGAAGAAGCCACUGCUCCAAAACCGCCAUAAAAAAAGCCAGACUACGGUUUGCAACUGCACAUGGGGGCAAAGAUCGUACUUUUUGGAGAAAUGUCCUCUGGUCUGAUGAAACAAAAAUAGAACUGUUUGGCCAUAAUGACCAUCGUUAUGUUUGGAGGAAAAAGGUGGAUGCUUGCAAGCCGAAAAACACCAUCCCAACCGUGAAGCAUGGGGGUGGCAGCAUCAUGCUGUGGGGGUGCUUUGCUGCAGGAGGGACUGGCGCAUUUCACAAAAUAAAUGGCAUCAUGAGGAAGUAAAAUUAUAUGGAUAUAUUGAAGCAACAUCUCAAGACAUCAGUCAGGAAGUUAAAGCUUGGUCGCAAAUGGGUCUUCCAAAUGGACAAUGACCCCAAGCAUACUUCCAAAGUUGUGGCAAAAUGGCUUGAGGACAACAAAGUCAAGGUAUUGGAGUGGCCAUCACAAAGCCCUGACCUCAAUCCUAUAGAAAAUGUGUGGGCAGAACUGAAAAGGUGUGUGCAAGCAAGGAGGCCUACAAACCUGACUCAGUUACACCAGCUCUGUCAGGAGGAAUGGGCCAAAAUUCACCCAACUUAAUGUGGGAAGCUUGUGUAAGGUUACCCAAAACGUUUGACCCAAGUUAAAUAAUUUAAAGGCAAUGCUACCAAAUACUAAUUGAGUGUAUGUAAACUUCUGACUCACUGGGAAUGUGAUGAAAGAAAUAAAAGCUGAAAUAAAUCAUUCUCUCUUAUUCUGACAUUUCACAUUCUUAAAAUAAAGUGGUGAUCCUAACUGACCUAAAACAGGGAAUUUUUACUUGGAUUAAAUGUCAAGAAUUGUGAAAAACUGAGCUUAAAUGUAUUUGGCUAAGGUGUAUGUAAACUUCCGACUUCAACUGUAUAUAGGCUAAGCGCACCACUUCAUUUUAAGCAGCAAUUUAUUGAAUCAGUUGGGUUUUUUCUUGUUAAAACUGCAAGCAACACCCGUCAAACUCAGAAAUGUUGCUCAAAACAGAGGAAUGUCGAUUCUCAUGGGACUAGUAUUAUCAGAGGACCUUGGAGUUAGUUGAAAAACAGGCGUUUUUCCGACUGGAAUUAUUACGUUCGUACUAUUUAAAAAUUAUCGACUUGGCAGAUUCUGACGGGACUUAAAUUGCGGAUGUGGUGAUUUGUGCUUGUGCUCAUAAUUACAUAACCCUAUCUCCCCCAGUAAAACGAAUCCUGUGUGAAUAGGGCUAUAUACACUGCUCAAAAAAAUAAAGGGAACACUAAAAUAACACAUCCUAGAUCUGAAUGAAUGAAAUAAUCUUAUUAAAUACUUUUUUUCUUUACAUAGUUGAAUGUGCUGACAACAAAAUCACACAAAAAUGAUCAAUGGAAAUCAAAUUUAUCAACCCAUGGAGGUCUGGAUUUGGAGUCACCCUCAAAAUUAAAGUGGAAAACCACAAUACAGGCUGAUCCAACUUUGAUGUAAUGUCCUUAAAACAAGUCAAAAUGAGGCUCAGUAGUGUGUGUGGCCUCCACGUGCCUGUAUGACCUCCCUACAACGCCUGGGCAUGCUCCUGAUGAGGUGGCAGAUGGUCUCCUGAGGGAUCUCCUCCCAGACCUGGACUAAAGCAUCCGCCAACUCCUGGACAGUCUGUGGUGCAACGUGGCGUUGGUGGAUGGAGCGAGACAUGAUGUCCCAGAUGUGCUCAAUUGGAUUCAGGUCUGGGGAACGGGCGGGCCAGUCCAUAGCAUCAAUGCCUUCCUCUUGCAGGAACUGCUGACACACUCCAGCCACAUGAGGUCUAGCAUUGUCUUGCAUUAGGAGGAACCCAGGGCCAACCGCACCAGCAUAUGGUCUCACAAGGGGUCUGAGGAUCUCAUCUCGGUACCUAAUAGCAGUCAGGCUAUCUCUGGCGAGCACAUGGAGGGCUGUGCGGCCCCCCAAAGAAAUGCCACUCCACACCAUGACUGACCCACCGCCAAACCAGUCAUGCUGGAGGAUGUUGCAGGCAGCAGAACGUUCUCCACGGCGUCUCCAGACUCUGUCACGUCUGUCACGUGCUCAGUGUGAACCUGCUUUCAUCUGUGAAGAGCACAGGGCGAUCUUGCCAAUCUUGGUGUUCUAUGGCAAAUGCCAAACGUCCUGCACGGUGUUGGGCUGUAAGCACAACCCCCACCUGUGGACGUCGGGCCCUCAUACCACCCUCAUGGAGUCUGUUUCUGACCGUUUGAGCAGACACAUGCACAUUUGUGGCCUGCUGGAGAUCAUUUUGCAGGGCUCUGGCAGUGCUCCUCCUGCUCCUCCUUGCACAAAGGCGGAGGUAGCAGUCCUGCUGCUGGGUUGUUGCCCUCCUACGGCCUCCUCCAUGUCUCCUGAUGUACUGGCCUGUCUCCUGGUAGCGCCUCCAUGCUCUGGACACUACGCUGACAGACACAGCAAACCUUCUUGCCACAGCUUUCAUUGAUGUGCCAUCCUGGAUGAGCUGCACUACCUGAGCCACUUGUGUGGGUUGUAGACUCCGUCUCAUGCUACAACUAGAGUGAAAGCACUGGCAGCAUUCAAAAGUGACCAAAACAUCAGCCAGGAAGCAUAGGAACUGAGAAGUGGUCUGUGGUCACCACCUGCAAAACCAGUCCUUUAUUGGGGGUGUCUUGCUAAUUGCCUAUAAUUUCCACCUGUUGUCUAUUCCAUUUGCACAACAGCAUGUGAAAUGUAUUGUCAAUCAGUGUUGCUUCCUAAGUGGACAGUUUGAUUUCACAGAAGUGUGAUUGACUUGGAGUUACAUUGUGUUGUUUAAGUGUUCCCUUAAUUUUUUUGAGCAGUGUAUAUAUCUGUCUCUAUCUCGUAUGUAUGUAUGUAUGUGUGUAGAGAGAUAAAUAUAUAUAGAGAUAGAUGUGUAUAUACACACACACACACGCAGUACCUGUCAGGUUUGGACACAACCUACUCAUUCAAGGGUUUUUCUUCAUUUUUACUAUUUUCUACAUUGUAGAAUAAUAGUAAAGACAUCAAAACUAUGAAAGAACGCAUAUGAGAAUGAUUUCCAAGAGUGUGCAAAGCUUUCAUCAAGGCAAAUGGUGGCUACUUUGAAGAAUCUAAAAUCUAAAAUAUAUUUUGAUUUGUUUAACACUUUUUUUGGUUAAUACAUGAUUCCACAUAUGUUAAUUCAUAGUUUUGAUGUCUUCACUAUUAUUCUCUCAUAUACUAAGCAAAAAAAGAAACGUCAACUGCGUUUAUUUUCAGCAAACUUAACAUGUGUAAAUAUUUGUAUGAACAUAACAAGAUUCAACAACUGAAACAUAAACUGAACAAGUUCCACAGACAUGUGGACAAACUAAAUAAUAAUGUGUCCCUGAACAAAGGGGGGGUCAAAAUCAAAAGUUACAGUCAGUAUCUGGUGUGGCCACCAGCUGCAUUAAGUACUGCAGUGCAUCUCCUCCUCAUGGACUGCACCAGAUUUGCCAGUUCUUGCUGUGAGAUGUUACCUCACUCUUCCACCAAGGCACCUGCAAGUUCCCGGACAUUUCUGGGGGGGAAUAGCCCUAGCCCUCACCCUCCGAUUCAACAGGUCCCAGAUGUGCUCAAUGGGAUUGAGAUCCGUGCUCUUGGCAGAACACUGACAUUCCUUUCUUGCAGGAAAUCACGCACAGAACGAGCAGUAUGGCUGGUGGCAUUGUCAUGCUGGAGGGUCAUGUCAGGAUGAGCCUGCAGGAAGGUUACCACAUGAGGGAGGAGGAUGUCUUCCCUGUAACGCACAGCGUUGAGAUUGCCUGCAAUGACAACAAGCUCAGUCCGAUGAUGCUGUGACACUCCGCCCCAGACCAAAUCGAUCCCGCUCCAGAGUACAUUUUACAUUUACAUUUACGUCAUUUAGCAGACGCUCUUAUCCAGAGCGACUUACAUUAUUUUAUUUUUUACCCCCGUGGGAAUCGAACCCACAAUCCUGGCGUUGCAAACGCCAUGCUCUACCAACUGAGCUACAUCCCUGCCGGCCAUUCCCUCCCCUACCCUAGACGACGCUGGGCCAAUUGUGCGCCGCCCCAUUGGUGUCACGGCCGGCUACGACAGAGCCUGGAUUCGAACCAGGAUCUCUAGUGGCACAGCUAGCACUGCGAUGCAGUGCCUUAGACCACUGCGCCACUCGGGAGAGUACAGGCCUCGGUGUAACGCUCAUUCCUUCGACGAUAAACGCAAAUCCGACCAUCACCCCUGGUGAGACAAAACCGCGACUCUUCAGCGAAGAGCACUUUUUGCAAAACGGUGGGUUUGUGCCCAUAGGCGACGUUGCUGCCGGUGAUGUCUGGUGAGGAUCUGCGUUACAGUAGGCCUACAAGCCCUCAGCCCAGCCUCUCUCAGCCUAUUGCGGACAGUCUGAGCACUGAUGGAGGGAUUGUGCGUUCCUGGUGUAACUUGGGCAGUUGUGUACCAUCCUGUACCUGUCCCGCAGGUGUGAUGUUCGGAUAUACCAAUCCUGUGCAGGUGUUGUUACACGUGGUCUGCCACUGCGAGGACAAUCAGCUGUCCGUCCUGUCUCUCUGUAGCUCUGUCUUAGGCGUUUCACAGUACGGACAUUGCAAUUUAUUUCCCUGGCCACAUCUGCAGUCCUCAUACCUCCUAUGCAGCAUACCUUUGCAUAUGAAUGCAGAAGGUGCCGUGCAGAUGUUCCAGAUCAGGAACAGGUCGCCUACCUCGCGUUGGUCAGUGCGCUAAGCCGGGCACAGUGCGCAGUUUGAUUAGGCUAAUAAUAUUGCCUGGGGUUGUUCGGCAUGCAAAAUGACUUGUAGAUCAAUGACAAAAUGAGGUAUUUUCGGAAGUUAGAAAUAAUGUAAUAUGAGCAAAAACAAACUUGUGAACCAGCAAUUCGUAACGUUUUGAAUACAUUUUCUGACCGACGCAUGCUACGCUAUGCUUUGGAUUGGUUUGGGGUCUGUGGACCGACACACAUGUACUCUAGUAUGUGGACACCCCUUCAAAUUAGUGGAUUUGGCUAUUUCAGCCACACCCGCAUAAAAUCGAGCACCCAGCCAUGCAAUCUCCAUAGACAAACAUUGGCAGUAGAAUGGCCCGUACUGAAGAGCUCAGUGACUUUCAAAGUGGCACCGUCAUAAGAUGCCACCUUUCCAACAAGUCAGUUUGUCAAAUUUCUGCCCUGUUAGAGCUGCCCCGGUCAGGUGUAAGUGCUGUUAUUGUGAAGUGGAAACAUCUAGGAGCAACAACGGCUGUGCCACGAAGUGGUAGGCCACACAAGUUCACAGAACGGGAUCGCAGAGUGCUGUAGCGUGUAAAAAUGGUCUGUCCUCGGUUACAACACUCACUACCGAGUUCCAAACUGCCUCUGGAAGCAACGUCAGCACAAGAACUGUUCGUCGGAGCAUGAUGAAAUGGGUUUCCAUGGCCGAGCAGCCGCACAAGCCUAAGAUCACCAUGCGCAAUGCCAACCGUCGGCUGGAGUGGUGUAAAGCUUGCUGCCACGCUUCACCAUCUGGCAGUCCGAUGGACGAAUCUGGGUUUGGCGGAUGCCAGGAGAACGCUACCUGCCCGACUGCAUAGUGCCAAAUGUAAAGUUUGGUGGAGGAGGAAUAAUGGUCUGGGGCUGUUUUUCAUGGUUCGGGCUAGGCCCCUUACUUCCAGUGAAGGGAAAUCUUAACGGUAACGCAUACAAUUACCUUCUCGAGGAUUCUGUGCUUCCACCUUUUGUGGCAACAGUUUGGGGAAGGCCCGACCUCACUAAUGCCCUUGUGGCUGAAUGGAAGCAAGUCCCCGCAGCAAUGUUCCAACAUCUAGUGGAAAGCCUUUCCAGAAGAGUGGAGGCUGUUAUAGCAGAAAAGGGGGGACCAACUCCAUAUUAAUGCCCAUAAUUUUGGAAUGAGGUGAUCGACAAGCAGGUGUCCACAUACUUUUGGCUAUGUCGUGUAUCUUGAACAUUUGAAACAGGGACUGAUGCGUAUCGGUGGAUUGUUACAUCCCUAUAAAUAAAUGUUGUUUUGAUUGUCAGACUCCAGUGGAGGACGUUCCUCUGGCCAUCGCUCCGUUCCAGGGCCGUGUGCUGGUGGGCGUUGGCAAACUGCUGCGCAUCUACGACCUGGGCAAGAAGAAGCUGCUGCGCAAGUGUGAGAACAAGGUGAGACUGGGAGCCUGACGUGUCUCUCACACACAAACACACACACCUACCUCAGUCCUGAGUUCUUUACAUCCAGUGUUGGCUCAGUUAAAAGGUAGAUAAGAUGUAAAAAAAAAGAUUGACUACUGUGUAAUGAUUUAUGAUUUAUCGCUGGUAUGUUUUUGAUUUCACUCAAUUACCAAGGGAUCCUUGUGUGAAGUUUGCUAUUCUUAAUUGAACUUUAAAUGUUACAAUGUUGACACAGAGGAAGUGUUGGUUGAGGACUAACCUAAAUAGUAACUUCAGGUUAAGGUCUCAAAGGAAUCAAGGUAACCACUUGAAUUAUUAGUGAUUGGGGAGAUGAUUGAUUUGUAAGAAUCUCCUUUCAAAAGCAAAGAGGGCAAGGAUAAAAGGCCACCGCUUCGUGCAGCCAUCAUCCAUUGUCCCAGAGGACAUUUUACCAUGGUCGACCUCUUGUUUAGGUUCCAGACCUUUCAAAUAAAAUCCAUAUGGCAGUAGUAGGUCAGUUGAUGACCAAGAUAUUUAGUUGUUUAAUGAUGUCAUCUGUCUCAUUUCCAGCAUGUCCCCAACCUGGUAACAGGCAUCCACACCAUCGGUCAGCGGGUCAUAGUGACUGACGUACAGGAGAGUCUGUUCUGGGUGCGCUACAAGCGCAGCGAGAAUCAGCUGAUCAUCUUUGCCGACGACACCCACCCUCGCUGGGUCACCACCGCCUGUCUGCUGGACUACGACACCAUGGCUUCAGCCGACAAGUUUGGCAACAUCAGCAUUGUACGUGGUCACUCUUUAUUGUUCCUUUCUGACAAAGGUGUUGGGUGUUGUAUCGCUUUGUACCUUUUCUCUAGACGCCUCACAUUAACCGUUUGAUCCAAUUUAUGAUCUGUCAAUGAUGUUAGCACUUACACUUUGUACCUCCUAAGGUGCGCCUGCCCCCCAACACCAGUGAUGACGUGGAUGAGGACCCAACUGGGAACAAGGCGUUGUGGGAUAGAGGUCUGCUGAACGGAGCCUCUCAGAAGGUACAGACUUUCUGCUCCCCUGUCACAGCAUCACAGCUCUGUAGAGACCGGAGCCCAGGAGAACGCUACUUCUGUCUAAUUAAGGAAUCUGUCUUUUUGUCUCUCUAUGGAUCACAUUUUUUGUCUUAGUGGUGUUGUGGUUUGCCUCAUCCCAGACCCAGCUUAUAACAGACCUGCUCUCCAAACCUUGGCAGCUGUCCAGGCCAAAAUCGCUGUUUAACAUGCUGUUUUCCAUUUAGCUGUUUAUUGGAAGCUUUUAGGAGCUACAUUUUUUUGUAGGUAGUCAGUGGGAAAUUUCCUCAAUUUUGACUUAUUGUGGGCAAUUGGUAAAAAGGGUGCAUGUAAGCAAUGUUUUCUGGGUGGUGAGUGUGACGUGAGUGAGAAUUUUUCUGUAAUGACCAUGUCUGUCUGACCCUGUACCAUGUCUCUUCUCCUGUGUCAGGCUGAAGUGAUCAUGAACUACCACAUCGGGGAGACUGUGCUGUCUCUGCAGAAGACCACACUGAUACCCGGUGGCUCCGAGUCUCUGGUCUACACAACACUGUCUGGAGGCAUCGGCAUCCUGGUGCCCUUCACCUCCCACGAGGUACCUGACACACACAUUCAUUAAAGACCUAAAGUACACAACCAUCCAUAUUGAACUGUCUUCAUUGGCAGGACUUGAAAACAGGGAAGUUAUGUUCAUAGAAUAAGGAAUUAGAAUACUAGAAUGUACAUUAACCUUCUUAUGAUGGGAUCAAGGUCAGCCAAUUUGGUCAGGGAGUUGGUCAACCAUGGUUUACCAGUUCUGUGAUAAGAUAUUGUGUAAAAUAAUUAAUUUGAAGAAUUUAUCUGCACUGUAUGUUUGUUAGCUAGCUAGCCAGCUAGUUUUAGAGGAAUGUUUCCAUAAAUCUUUCAAAUUAACUUUCAAACAAUGCAGUCAAUCCACAGCCAUACACUGGCUGAAAUCAGUUGAUGAUAGGACUUAGACAAGUUGUAAAUGCAACAAGUACUGAUAUUGUAUCAUAUAAUGGUACUCUCACAGCUUUCCAAGAAAACUAAAAAUAACAUUUGUAGUUUGUUUACAUAUAUUUUAGAGGCUAUUUAUAUAGACAAUUUGUAUAAAACCUUUAUAAACUGUAUUUAUAAUUAUGACAAUAUUUUAGGUUGACAAUUCUAUUACACAAUGUCUGAUCUCACAUGCCUUUUAUUUUCCUUUAAGUAAAAUCAGGAUUAUGCCUCCACUGCCUUUAAUUCCUAUUAGAGUGGUUUGGAUUUCUCCCUGACCAAUAUGGCUGCCAUUUUCACACCAUUCUGGAACUUUGAAGGUUUAUGACAUAGCCCCUCUAGUAAUUUUAAUAGGAUCUCUAUGGUUAUGUUGUUGAAGUGAUGUCAUGUCUCUUCUCUGACAAACCAAUGGAGAGAGCUUAAACAUCUCUGAUCUCAGCAUAUACACAGAUCAUCUCUCACAUUUCUCUAAUUUCCUCAACCAUCCACAAUUAUACAUAAUGAAUGAUUGUUUUUGACUUAAUAUAGUGUAUGUGAAUGUUUUGAUAUAUUUAUGGCACUUAUUAAUCUAUGGUGUGCCUCUUAUCUGUCCUCAGGACCAUGACUUCUUUCAGCACUUAGAGAUGCACAUGCGCUCAGAGUUCCCCCCUCUUUGUGGGAGGGACCACCUCAGCUUCCGCUCCUACUACUUCCCUGUAAAGGUGGGUACUAACUAAUUUAAGUUGACUUACUAUUCCCAUAGGAUGGUUGGACAAAGAAAGCCACACUUUAUACUCCCUGCUACUAAUUCCUCAUUAUGUAGAUGGAAUGUGUACAGAGGACACCACUAUGUUUACAAAUGUAGUCUGGUACCAAAUCCACUGGGUGAAAAGUUAUGCCAAGAACCAACUAGUGUGUGUGGGCUCUUUCCAAGUCCAGUACAUUUAGCUGGAUCAUACACGCUGUGAAUUAUUAAGUCUGUGUCGAACAUGAUGGCAGAAAUAAAUUAGAAGCCUUGUUCUUUGGCCACCCAGACAGUCUGCCUACUGUAUCUGACCUUCUUCAUCUGUUCUGUCUAUCUGUGUGUCUGCAGAAUGUGAUAGACGGAGAUCUGUGUGAGCAGUUCAACUCCAUGGACCCCCACAAGCAGAAGAGUGUUGCUGAGGAGCUGGACCGUACACCACCUGAAGUCUCAAAGAAACUGGAGGACAUCCGCACACGUUAUGCCUUCUAG